GAGAGAGAGCGAGAGAGAGAGGUAGAGAGACGGGGAGAGAGAGGCAUACACAUAGACAUGCACAGUGGAGGAGGAGGAGGAGGAGGGGGAGGCUCCUGAUACCAAGACACGGAAAAGCAGGGGAGGGAAAGAGAGAAAGAAAAAAGGGGCUGGUGGAGGAAGAAGAGGAGCGGGGAGUGGGAGAAAACAGGGGGAAUAACACUUCAAGAAAGCAUAGAGAGAAGAGGAAGGACAGUACCUGGUGCUUUGGACACCCCCUCCUUUCUUCUCUCGGGCUGUCACAAGCAGAUUGGACUCCGAAGGACCGACACCGCGUCCACCCCAGACCCCAUGGGGUAACAGGUAGGCUUAUGUCUGACUUCCUUGUGUUAUCAGCAGUGAGCCCCUGCUUUCACGCGUACAGGUUUCAUUCAGGAGCGGCGUGUGUCGUGUGGGUUUCCACGCGUUUAUAUCAUGACAACUAUUAGUUUUGUUGCCUCGCGGAGCUGAUAGUUGGUGCUCGCGCAGGUUGUAGACAUGACACAAAGCAACUCGUGCCCCUAUUAUUCCUGACCAUUGGGGGGGAAAGCUACUGUAUGGAGGCCUGUCUGUUAUAUUUUUAAUAUUCUGGUCCACUAGCAUCAUGUUAGCCACGGCGUGAGUGUAUUUUGACAGCUAAAUAGCCGAGCGAGUGAGCAGGCGACAGUCUCAAAGUCCGCCUACCUGUUCCAUACGUGACAGCCAGCUGUCUGUUGCGCGUGCUGAUAUUGGGAGAAGCUGUCAUUCGCACAUUGUAUAUUUCACACAUUAUAGUGAACUGGCACUUGUCUGAAAACGGUGAAAAUGCUACUUUCUAUACGUCUCUGAAUGUGUUUUAAAACGCGUAGCAAAGCCAAAGUGCUCCAUAAUCGCGAUAAUUCGAUAUUUAGUGGGUUUAAUACUUUUAAAUAUGAUGUUUACAGCGCGAGAAGUCGAUAGAGAAUAAUCACUGAUAAAUAAUCUGACUCGCUCCUUUAUUUUCUUUACAAUUUCAUACAGUAAGAGAGGGUAUUUUACGUGCCACUUGCAGACACAUUAAUCACUCUCUGUUAGGUUUUACGCAGCUGAUAGAGUUUGAUGAAAACCAGCGCAUCCCCUUAGUGAAAAUCUGCAAAGUUUUGAACAGCAUGACCGCCUCAUUGCCACAUCUGCUGCUGUAAGGGGGGGAAAUCAUGCACAGACAGAUAUCGUGCCACAUAAAACACGAGUGAUGCUCCUUCGAGCAGCCGUCUGGAGGGGAUUCAAAAUGAAAGCGCUCAGUGCUUGGAAGACAAGGGCUUAAACCCUCCUCCUCCCCUUCCUCCUCCCCCCUUCUCCCCUCGAUUAACCUCCAAAAGGGGGAUUUCUCCAGCUGGAAAUUUCUGCUGCGUCAACACCCAACCCAAGAGUACCACCACCACCACUAGACAAGAAGACAGGAGGUGGGGGUUUUGGUUUGCAGAUGGUACUCUCGGGUGAUUUCUGUGGUUGCUGAUCAUCAUAGAGAGUUGAAAAGUGUGGCGUCAAGUGUUUGCUGUUUAUUGGCGACUGAGGCUGGAAGCGUCUACUCUUUUUUCACUGUCUGUCUGUCUGUCUCCCGUGGAGCUGCGCGUGUGGACUGUAUGUGUGCGUGUGUUUGUCUGUCUGCUGUCUCUGUCUGCCCUCUCAAACCGGUCAGUUCCGUCUUCCUCCAUUUUCUACUAUGUAAGACCGGGGGGAACAAACCCACUUCUCUGCCACUGUCAAGCCACGCAGGUGUGGCUACAACCAAAAAACCUAAAAGAAACAAGUGUGACUGUAAUUUUCACAGUUUAGUCUGCUUAGGAGUGUUAGAAACUUUUCUCAAUGAAGAGACAAACUUUUCCAGGAGGAUUUUUAUCUUGAAAUCUUGAACCAUCGGCUGAAAAAGACUUUUAUUUAGCCUGUUUCAUACAAAGCAAACUUUAAGUUGCUGUAGUAUUUCAUCAUAACUUCUCGCUAAGCUACUUUUGACUCUGCUUUAAGGCGCACCUUCUUGGCUUUCAGCUUUUAAGAGUUACAUCCAAUUAGAUUGUUGUACCUUCCUGUGUUUGACAAUGGCUAACUGGAUCUCGAGGAUUAAGAGUCCGCUGAUUUUCCGAAUUGUCUUAGGCCUCUCUGGAUUUGUGUGGUUGUUUUGGCUUUCCUAAUAUAGAGUUAAAGGUUGGCUCUUGAUAUGAUAAACCCUCUUAAGUCCUUUAUUCAGUAAUUCAAUUACAGCUGGCCUAUGUGCAUGCUUUCAUGCGGCUCCUUCAUUCAACAUAUUAGGCCACACUUAGUAGAGGAUACAUUAGGACUUCAUUUCACACCUGUAGGUCCAUAUCCCCAUGAAAGGAUCGAACACCCCUGCUAAAAAGGGCUAAAAGGAAGUGGACAUAGUGUGUGCAUGAGUGUGUUUUCAGUGUAAAUUUGUGUGUGUGUGUGUGUCUGCACCAUCUCCAUCUGUGUGUUCCAUGAGGAAAAUAAAAUACAGACCAAGACAACAGCUACGAGGAUGAGUGGAGGAGGAGUGUAGGCGAGAUCGGCCGAAAGAUGGAAAAAAUAUUAGCAGUGCGUGUGCUCGAAGGGUGGGAAUAGGAGGGUUUGAAGCGCUUGUGUUCUCUCUCAUGAAUGGACUUAAGGAAAUGCUCAAACAUGCUUAAGUGACUUACAUGUACGCCAAAGUUGUGUGGGGUUUUUCUGUCGAAGAGAACCACAACAAAAUCAUGAUGCGGGGUUUGAAGGUGGUGUGAAAAGAGGGGACGAAAGCUAAACACAGAGGUUUGAUUUGGGUGCUGUUCGAUUUGAAGCUCGUGACACUUGCGUUUUAGCUGUGUGCGUUUGUGUGGGUGUGUGUGUGCGUGUGUUUAAGCCUGCUGGUAUGUAGGUGGUGCUCAGUGCUCCCGUGCUAGAUGUGGGCUGAACUGUGUGGUAGGAGUUUAGUCUGCUUCGACUACGCACACCCAGGAGAUAUUGCACACAACCCCCUCAAAUACAUACACAGUAUAUUUGUGUGCGUGCGUGUGUGUGUGUGUGUUUGUAUAAAAGGAAUAAUCAAUGAAAAAAAGGAAAGCUUGUACACAUACUCUAUGCCACAAAAAAUAUAUGUAUUGAUUUAACUUGGAUCUUUGUCAGAUGAUUGUUUGAAAAGUUUCUAGAAACUUUUUCACAGUAUGGUGUGAAGUCACGAUCUUGGUACACAAGUACAAGUUUUCUUUUAAACUUUAUUUUCUGUAUGAGGGGGUUUAGAUUCUUUGUCUUAAAUUAUAUCCAAGUUUUUAGAUAUUCUAGUUUUGUGAUUUUAUUUAUGAUACUCUACUUUUACUCUUACUGGUAUGGAUUAGACCAAUUCCACUGACAUCCCACUGUCCCUCUGUAGACCCAUUCACAACCUCAGCCCACCCUUUACCCAUUUGUUAAACAAAAUUGAUAUUACAAUAUUCAUAUUAUUUAUUUUGGAUACAUUCAGAAAUCCAUAUUUUUAUGUUUAAACCCAGGCUGUUAAAGCAGAGGCAAUAUAUGAGAGACUGAGACUGAAUGACAAAAUGAGAAAGGUGCCAAAUGUAAGAUUGGGUUGAAGAAAACAGCAAUCUCUUUUAGUGCAAACAUUUUGAGACACGUUUGCAGUGCAUUAUAGUCAUAGCUUUCAAAGAAAUGUACAUUUUGGACCUCUGUUACCUUAUCUGGCUCAUCCUUUGUUUACUCUUUAGAAAUGAUAAUGAAUCAAAACAGGUUUCGGAAGUUACAGCUGCCAUCAAAGGGCUUGGCAGUCGAUUUAUGUUCAGCAUGUAUAUGUUAUUAUAUUUGAGUGCACUUAAAAUUUGACGAGAACUCCAGUGAGGAACUUUUUCCUGGUUUGAAAAAACAGGCUGGAGUCUCUACUGAUUCAAGUUACAGGAGCAAAUAAAAAUAAUCAAGAAAUUAUAUCAUUUCUAAUUGUGUUAUUUUUUAAUAUCUGAAAAUACUGCCAGGCAAGUGUUAGAUGUAGGGAUUAAAUACAUGCUGCAAAACUUUGUUUUCACUUUCAAAAGCAAAAACUUUUAAAAGAGAGGUACACUUGACUGUUACAGAGCUCAAAAUUUAAAAAAAAAGUCAAAAGCAGAUCUGUGUGCACAGUUCGCCAAGUGUAAAAUCAUGCGCACAAUUUGCAAAUGUGCAUCAACAAAUGUAAUCCCAUAAUUGCACAAAUUACGAAUCAGGGCCAGAUUAUGAAUCUUUGGGGUUGACUGUUAAAAGGAAGAAACCUACACAAGUGCAGGUGAAAACAGAAAAGAGAUGAGAGAUAUCCAUUUGUCCACAGGAGUCAUUAUAAUCAACAUAAAUCAAAAGUUCCCCACAGGAGCUUUAAAAAGCCACAAGGGAAUGUUGUUAACAUCAAAUGUAAAAACAACAUGACGACAGACUGCACUUGUGUAAACUUGUGUAUGUUACCCAGAAAUGGAUGACAGAGGUUGUUGGCAUCCUUGUACCUCAUUCAUCUCUGUGUCUCUCUCAGUCUCUGCCAGUUCCCCGCGUUCGGUCCCGUUCCCCCUUUGGAGCUCACUUGUUAAUGGGAACACCUGUUUAGCAAACAUGCUGCAAAAUGAACCAUUUACACUCGUACGCACACAUCUCACAUGACACCUCUCUCCGGAGUUUUCUAACAACUCUGUCUGAACGUGGCGAAUAUUAUCAUUCUCACAUCUGAUUUAUAUGACAACACACUCUGGCACACACACACACACACACACACACACACACACACACACACGCACGUAUUAACCUCUUGCAUCUAAACCGGCCCCCAUCCCCCAACAUCCCCCCAUUCCCUAAUAACUCCCAAGGCCUUUAAGCCUAACUGCUUCUAUAGCUCAUUGUGCAGCGCUGAAUACAGGUGUUCUUAAUCCCCAUGGGGUUACAUGGAUGCUGUGGGGGAUGUGUGUGUGUGUUUGUGUUAGUGUGCGUGUGUAACAGCUGUCUUUCCUAUCCACCUAUCUGACAUACUCAUCCUCCCCCAGCAGAGAGAACAGGUGAGUUUAAGCCGUCCCCACUCCACAUGCGCACAUCCACUUGUCUUUUCACACAGGAGUUAAUAUUUCAUAGCAGUGUGCGUAUGUGCUAGAUAGGAUGUCAAUGAAAGCAGUGAGCUCUCUCGUUCCCCUCUUUUGUUCUUUUGUCUCCAAAUUUAAAAUUGGAAGAUAAUUUAGCUUUAAUUUCGAUGAUGUACGAGCGAGUAUCGAAGGUCCAGACGUAAAAAUGAUUGUUUUAUUGUUACUAAAAAUAAUCAACAGAAAAGGGGAGCUUGCUCCGUGCGAACGUGGCGGGAUGUCGUAAUUUUUCUUUGGAGUUGUUGAUAUUGCAAAACACCUUUUUGGAUCACACUUUCCAGAGCAAACAGAUGAAGGAUUUCAGUUUGUGUGCUUUCAUCAGGGUGUGUUUUUUUUUCUUCCUUUUUUUUUUAUUUAGGAAUGCGGAGCGGAUCGGCUCCUUCUAAGCAGAGCCUCAUGAUCACACCAUGCUUACCCACAUCAUGUGUUAUCAUCUGGAAUUUAUUGCAUUCUCUGACAUCGGUUAUCAGUUGCACCCAAUGACUAUUGUUAAAGCUAAAAAAGUCCACAAUGCUUUUCUCUUUAUGGUCCUUCCAGAUAUAUUCCUAAUUGUUGGCUUCACAUACUGACUGUUUUCACCAGUUCAGAUGCUGUCAAAACAAAUUUUGCAACAAGUGAAGUGAUGACAGCGGUUGUUUCACGUCAGGUAAUGCAAGCCAGAUAGAAACAUUUCAUUUCAGUUUAUCAUUUCAAAGGUUUGGCGUUAAUACAAGAACAAAAGAAGGUAUGGAAGCUGUAAUAUUUGACAUAGUGUGGCACGUAUACAAAUCUUUACAAGCCAGCUCCCUCUGCUUUCAAUGGUCCUUGGAUUUUGAGCGACGUGAACCUUGAUGUUUCUACGUAAAAUUUCACAAAACGCUAAUUUUCUAAGUCAAAUAUGUUUAUACGAUCUGUAAAAGAUGCACUGAUUCGCACAUGAGUUUGUUUUAAAACACCUACCACUGACAUCUCCUCUUCCUGAUAAUGAGGUGACAGGGGACUGAUUGUUGUUCAUGACUUUCAUUCUUUUACAAGAAGCCGACUAAAUAUUUUGUCUACUGAGCAGACUCUCUGACUUAUUCCAAAAUUAUUCACUUCUUUCCAAAUCUUCUUCAGUAAAUAGUUUUUCUUGUCUGUGAAUGACAGCAGAUUUUUUUUCUUUUUCUUUUCUUGCUCUGUGUUGUUGUCGACAUGCACAUCUGACAUACUGAAAAGUAACCCUAGUAGAGCCGGACGGGUAAACCAUGACGAAGAACUUAUUUAUACAAACACACACAGUCACUCCGAGUGAUACAUCAACAAGUUAACGUCCUGAGCUGAAUAUUGCCACCUUUUUAUGACACAUUUAUAUAAGCCAUUAAGAACUUGAGGGUUCUGGUGUAGAAAAACCUCUUUGUUGAAUUUUGGUGUUUGCAGACUGCUGAAAGCCUGGUAUAAGUAUGCGGUUGUUAGUUGUUAUUUUCCCAGUGAAAGAGUUUGUCUUUCAUACACACAGUGUGAGCAUUUGAUGAGAAAUUGAGCGGCUUUGAGCAAAUACAUCUUUAGAAACAGUCAACUAGCCUCAGGCUGUGGCUGGUGAGAGAUUUCCAUAUCAAAGCUCAGGUGAGAGAGGGAGACGGGAGAGGGAGAGAGUGGAAGGAGGAGAAGGAGAGAGAGAACAAGGAGGAGGAGAAGGGGGUGAUGAAAUAGACAUCCACUCCGAAAAGAGUUCUAGCCCUUGUUAUUCUGUCGCGUGUUUUUUUUUUUUUCUUCUCUUUUUGUGUGCAGCACAGUUUAGUCUGUGUGUGUCAGUGCUGUCUGUCUCAAUCUAAACUCUCUGUAAAAAAAAACACACAGAGGGAAGGUCGGAAAGACUCGAAUACAAAGCGACACCUUUCUCUUCUCAAAAAACCACACAAUGCUGUCUCUUCAAAACCUUAUGCUGACUGGUGCUGACCGCAGGAACAUAAAAAUGUUUUUUCUCCCACUGAUUCUGCAUAACAUCUGACCUGUGAGCCUCUGCCAAUAUUUGGAUCCCUGUUUAAUAUUAUUACGGAGGCAUAAAACCAUCAUUUUCCCUGGAAAUAUUUCUCUUCUUUAGCUAUAAGUAUCAGACCUGACCCUGUGGAAUUGAUGGCGACACUCUAAUUAAUGGAUAGAGUUUUCAUUUGGCGCUUUCAAAGAUGUGUGUGUAAGCGUGCCGCCCUUUUAGUGUGUGCGUCAUGUGAAAAAAAAUCAUCCAGCUUUGUAGAGUUUUGUAAUCCAGCCAUGGACUCUGGCUAGAGUGCUAAAGUGCUGCUAACAAGGCCUGUUUAACAUUCUCUCCCCUGCUCAACAUACAAUUAUUCCACUUCGCUGCCAUUAACAUGUACAGUAGGACUGGGCUUUUAAUUGGCCUGAUAUGACUAAUGCCAGAUCAACUUGGAUUUGCUAAUUAGUUUUUGCUUUAAAAGUGCCAUCAGGACAUGAAAUAUUCAUUGAUGUGAGGUGGAGCGCGGACUGUGGGUGGUAUUAGUGGGAUAUUAGUGCUAUAGGCAGGCGGUGGAGAAGAGAUUGAACCUACAUUGGCCUGUUGUGGUCGCUUAUUCAUACUUUGGGUUGAGGUGUUAGUUUUUCGUCAUAAUUUUAGACACCCACUCAUACACGUACACACACAGAGGAAAGCGCACGCACAUUCAUACACCACCUCCAUUCUCAGCAUCACAAGGCCACCUCUUCUUCUCGAGCCCCCACCUCCUCUCUCUCUCUCUCUCAAUCUCUCUCCUGGUCUUGCCUCCCCCUUCCCAUUAUUACAUCUCUUUUUUUCUUCCUCCGUCCUCUUCUCACUUCCUUUUCCCGCUCCUCUCUCGCCCCAUCCUCCCCGUGCCCUCUGCUCCGUCCCAGCUGCCAUCUCUCCCUCUUUUUCCUCCUCCACCUCCUCCUUUCCUUUCCCCCCUCCCACUCCUUAAUCUUCCACCUCUCCUCAUCCUCCUCCUCCUCCUCUUCCUCCUCCACCACCCCCUCCUCUGCUGUAAGUGGGCCAGGUGCCUCCUGUGGCCUCCCCUACUCCAUUUCUCAUUUUUACCCUUCCUCUACUCCCUUUCUCCUUUUUUUAACCCUCUCCCUGUUCUCUUUCUCAUUUUUAUCCUUCCCCCUGACCCUUGCUCAAAUUUAUACAUUCCCUUAUUCAACGCUAGACUCCAGAUCCAGUCCCUCACUUUAAAUAAAAGCAUCAUUUUGACCUGAUCUGGCGGUCGCUGCUCUCUUUAGGUAGGAGUGUGACGUCUCAAAGGGGAACCAGGAUUUCAUUCAGAUACGCAACUUUUUCUCAGCGGCGUAAAAACAGAACCUUUUUUUUGUAUUAUGUCAAAUCAUAGUGGACAUUUUAUGAGCUCCCCUGUGUCGGUUAACUUCCCUUUUUGAACAAACUAGGUGAACAGAAGUGAGUAGGUUCACAUCCCCUUUUCAGUGGCAAGGGGCAAAUUCCCACAACGGCCCUUCUGCUGCUUAUUUUCCAGCUCAAACUAAAAACGUGUAUUUACAUGGAAGUCUUAUUGUUGCUAUCUAUUCAUUUCACGCUUUUUGACGGUAAGCUCAUAGUAUCCUCUUUAGUUUCUUUCCCCCCUCUGUCUCUUUCUUUGUCUCUGCUUUUGUAUGCCCUCUCUCAUUUUUUUAAAUCGCACUUUCUCACCCUCACACCCAACUCUCCUCUCUGUCUCUUUUCUCACCUCACCUCCCCAUCUCUCCUGGUUGUUUGGUGUGUGUGUGUGUGUGUGUGUGUGUGUGUGUUGUGUGUGUGUGUGUGUGUGUGUGUGUGUUUGUGCUGGCGUCAUGAAAGAAAGGGGGUGUCUGUUGAUUGGUGGGUUGCUGGUUUGGACAGGACACCUGAUACUGGCACUGCCUCACAAUGUGGGAAUGUGCAACUUGUUCAAAAUUAGGUUUUCCGAGGUGGGUGUUGUCCUAAGUGGUGAUCAUAAGAGUUUACACAGUGGGUUCUUUUGUUUUCUCCCUCUCUGUCUUUGUGUCGGACUUGGCAGCUCUUUGCAUUGCUGUCAUGUCGGAGAGGGUAAAAGCAACAGUAGGUCCAAAAGCCCGCGAGCCACGCGAGGCCGUUCAUGUUGGGCAACAGGUGACAGUCAAACGUCAAACUGAGUCGGUGUAAACACGCUGUGAGUGAGUGAGCGAAAAGACAGACAGAUAGGAGGCAGGUGGAGGUGACAGGAGAGGAAAGGACAGGAGGAUGCAGGUGAGGGAUUCGUCUGGUCAAACCCUCACUCUUCGUCAAUCGCAACAGACGUGGCCGCCUCCAGCGACGGCACUGUCCAUACCAAACUCCAUCAGAAAAGUUGCUGUUUUAAGGAUUUACAAUUUAACUGAAGAAACUUUUCCUACCGAGCAAGGAGGAGGAGUCAAUCAUGAGUCAAAGGAAGACAAAAUAUUUAGAUGACUUUGUGUUUUGGUUGGUAACUCUGAGAAUUUCCUCAGCGGCCUCCCUGUGCAGCAGAGAUCACUAAAGGGGCAGAGCUUCUGUAUCGACACUACGUAUUGAUGAACGUCUGUGGUGAUACACUGUGCUGAAUAUUGAACUCUCAAGUCUCACAGGCGAAAUUGAGUGUCCUCCAAGUCCAGUUUUCCAGUAGUCCACUAUAAGCAACCCAACUGAAGACGAGAAACCCAGCGAGGCUCUGCAAACAUCGAUCGUGACGCUCCCUCUUCUCUCCGGCUUUACUUUUUUUUCUGAUUCUCUCCCCAUCUUUUUCUUCUUGUUUUCCCUUCCUCUCGCGUUGCCUUGUCUCCCUCCCUCUUCCUUACCCUUCACUGUCUCUUUUCUGACUCCAAAAUGUGAGUCUCUCUCUAUAUUUAGCCGCUCCUCUCCUCUCCCCUUGAUUCCUCUCCCUUUAUCUCACCUCCUUUUUUUCCCUUCGACUGUUGAAGGACAGAUUCGCAAAAGCGCUCUGAGAUUCAUCAGUGUUGUAUAGUAGCUGCUUUUUGAUCAGCUUGAUGAGUGACAACACAGCCUCGGGCUAUUAUAUACAAAUGUGUUUUUAUAAACACUUCUCUAUCUAAAUGUAAAUCACUAAGCUGUUCGCUUGUUGUACGGCCGACUGCGGGAACGUUAGCUAGGAACUUCUAAGUGAAUGUUGCAUGUUGAGGGCUAAGUUAAUAUAGUAAAAUGAUGUGUUUUUCUUGUUUGCGUGUGCUCUGGAGUGUUUGUGAAUUAGAUUAGCCGGGAGUGAAGUCUCUUUUAAUAUUUACUCAGGGGGGAUGGAGGGCGUGCCUGUUGUCCUUGUGAGUACACACUUAAUCUGCGGCCUUUUUUGCUCCCUUCUUUGCAUGAGCUCAUUGUAAGCCGCGGCCCAGUGUGGAUUUGAGAAAGAUGCCUCUGUUUGCAGUCUGACAGAGUGACAGUCACACCAAGUUACCCGCACACACACACACUAAAAAAAAAACCACACACACACACACACUCUCUCUCUCUCUCUCUCUGGACACCCGCCUCGGCACCAGAUAGCGACUGGCCACCAGCAGUGAGUCACCAGCAUUCAGUCAUUCAGAAACCACACAUUUUAACAAACAACAAUUAGAUUUCAGUCCUCAGACAUUUCAGAAGUUUACUCCUGCAGGCAUGAUAUUGUUGCACCAUAUGUUCGUUUUUUAACAUUUUCCUCCUCCUUGUAAGUGUGUUUUAUUUCCCCCAUACUGUUCACUUGUUUUAUACACUCCUUUUUUGUGUGUGUGCUUUUGUGUUUGUGUUCUCGUCUGAGACCUCUGGAGCUGAUGGCUGCAGUGACUCUUAACAGCUCGGGAACAGACUGCCUGCAUUCUGUGUGGUACACUCAUGUACAGUCGUGUCUAGCUGAGUCGUGACAGGUUGUUUUAUUUUUUAUUUUUUUGCGUCAGGUUUUUGUGUUAAGACCUAUGGAAGAGUCUGGACAACGACACGCAAUUAUACAAACACAGACACACUCUGUGCAGUUUGCCGGCUGAGCGACACAUCAGAGUGGGUGUUGGAUGUGAGUUUUGGGUCGCCUCAGAGUUUUACUUUAGCAACACCACUUUUGCCACAAAGUCAUUGCUUUGGUGUUUUUUAAAACGGAAGAGUUUGGCCAAAUGAUCAAAACUGGGUGAAAGUGACAUGACUGGAAUGACAAAGACGUAGAAGUUGAUAUUGUGAGGAAGUUUUUUUUUCUUCUGUUGUUUGACUUUUAACUAAAUGAGAAGUAUUUUUCACUUUUUAAAAUUUUAUUUUUUAUUUUUUAUAUGUUCAAAAUAAAUUUCAAUCAAUCAAUUAGUAGAAAAGAAAGAGGUAAUUUAAAGUCAAUGCACCCAAAAAGUUCACACAAGUGUUAGGUCAAACCAUUUUAGAGUGGACUGAGUUGACUUUAUGGCCAAAAGUGAACAGACAUCCUCACUUGUAAUCUAUAUCUUGAAUGCCUGUCACUUUCAUGUUGGGCAUUGGGUUGAUUCCAGUUAAUCCAAAAUCUACUUUUACAUUUUGGAUAAAAGCGACCCUCCAGUUUUGUUUUAACACUUUCGAACAGCACUUUUCACUUUUUCUGUAAAUACAGAGAAUAAAACAAACUGUAAAUACAAGAGAAAAUGCUCAUUCUCUCCUAAGUGUCUGGUCUCACACACCUGAUUCAAAUGAUCAGCUCGUUAUCAAGCUCUGUGAUGGCUUACUAACGAGCUGAUCAUUUGAAUCAGGUGUGUUGGAGCAGGGAAACAUCCAAAACAUGCAGGACAGUGGGCCUCAAGGACUGGACUUGAGAACCACUGGUCUAGAGCAACAUUUAUACCAAGUGGUUUGCUUCAUCUCCAUGGCCAAACUUGGGAAAGAUUCUGUUGGGGUACCAGGCAUAUCGAUCCAACCCCUGACUGCAAUGACCGAGAAAGACAAGAGGGUAGUAGGGAACAUCUCACCCAAUUUGAUCUUGUUUAAAAGAAUAUACUGAGCACAGAGUGGUAUAAAGCAGCUUCAUGAUGUGGACAGAGAUCACACCAGUCACUCACCAGUGGCUCAGUUUAAUCAUCAUCAUCAAGCCCUGCCCUAAUCACACAUAUUGUUUUAUUUCCUGCUGUUUUCACACAUCAACUCACCUUUAGGUGGAAAUUUUUUACGGGUUGGCAGGAAAGUCGAGGUGAAAACUUCACUUGACUGCUCUUACAUGUGCAGCUCACUUGAAAAUUUCAGCGAAUUUUUAAAGGUUUAGUGGAUGAGUGAAAACAGCUCAAGAAGAGCUCUGAAUAUUGAAGCUGCUUGUUGAUAACUUUGGCUUUGGAAUAUGAUGUUAAUUAUUACAGAGGGAGUAGCAUUCACACUGUUUUUGUUAAGUAUUAUUUGGUCAAUCUACAAGCAGGAAAAUGGAUAAAAGUAGAAAUAUUGUCUUCAAAAAGUUGGUUGUUCACAGUUGGAUGGUUUGGUGAUGUUCACAUGAUUUCCAAAGUACACAAAAUAGGAUCAAAGUUAAGACUGCAAACUUGUUACGCAGUAUGAUGCACCUGUCGCAAGAAAAAAAAACACUUACUCGGCACAGAGUUCACAUAAGUCAGCCACUAAUCUGGUUUACAGAAAAUGCCACGCCUUAUGGUUUCACCUUCUUUGGAUUCCUCUAUGACAUCAAGUGUUUUUAUAUUAGGAGAUGAGUCUGAUGGUGUGGUUAUGAUCACACGACCUUCUUCCAUUACAUUUUAAUACCAGUAAUCUCCUCCCAUCUGCAAACCCAAACACAGAAACUUCCCUUUGAAGGCGAUUUCACUUCCCUGGAAGACACAUACAUGUUUUUCUAAAGAAGUACAGUAGUCCCCGCCUGCCCUGAAAUCACACUUGAGCCUCACUUAUAAUAGAAAGCAAGGAGUAUUUUUGUGUAGCUGAUGCAUGCUGUAAAAAUAAAGCAUAAAACUUGUUAAUUACCACCCCUCUCUAGGGAUGAUAGCACAUACAGGUGCAGCUGAAAAGUUUUAAAUAUCAUGAUUACUUUAAUGAGGCAUUGAAAAUCAUUGUCUUUAUUUAUGCAAACAGGAAUGUUUUAAGAAUCUUGUUUUAUUUUUUUAAAGUCAAGACUAAAACCAGAUUAACAUACCCAGAUAAUACAGUCAAGGAUCAAUUUUCUCUCACAUGUAUCUGCACACCCAGUUCACACCCUGUUGAGUUAAAUAGUAUGAACACCCAGACGGAGGCCACCAUUGUUCUCUACCUCAUGUGACACCAUCAGUCCAAGACAAAGUGUGCAUCUGAUUUGGACCAAAAUUUAAGUGUUAAAUACGUACAGAAGGUUUGACUACUUUUUAUAGGCUGGACAUCUCUGUAUUUUAAAACUUUGUUUGGAUUGGUUUUAGGAAAUAUUCCACCAACUUCAAAUCAUUGUUAGUCAUUAAAAUUAAUGUUUAAUUUUGCAUGUAACAAAUAUAGAAACAUAUGAAAUUUGACCUGUUUUAAUGACCAAAAAAGACUUUUUCAUGAUUUUGUAAUUUUGAGCUGUGCCUGUAUUCGCCCAUAUGCAGAUGACAUACUCUUUUUGUGCUACUUUGAGAAACUUGGAUAAAACUAGUUAUUGCCCUGCAGCGAUGAAAGUGUGCUGACUUUAAUAUGUUUUUAUACUGAAUUUUAGAAUAACAGAGUUAAUCUGAAAGUUCAAGUGCUGUUGGUUUGACAUUUGAAUGACUUAGACCUCUGUACAUCAGCACUCCACCCCUGUUUGCAUAGGUGGCCAAUCCCUCCUACUCUCCAUGUUAACGGUAACACAUAUCAAACAAAAGACUUACUGUGUGGCUAUCUAUUCACCCCUCCUCCUCCUCUUCUUUCUCUCUGCCGUUCAUAUCCUCCCUUUUCCCCUCUCCUCCCCUUUAUCCACUCCUUUAUUUCCUGCUCACCUUCCAUCCUCUUCCUCCCUCAUGUGCAUUCUUCUUUCUCCUGGCCUCCUCCUCUGCCCCCUGUCUCCUCUCCCCUCCUCCCUUUCAUUUUGGGUUCUCCGACAGUGGUAAUGAGAUGUUUCAUUAUUUGCAUUUCACAGCUUUUAAUAGAGAGAGAAUUUAGGCUAAGCCCCGGGUCGUCAGUCAGGGAGUUACCACGGGGAGACAUAGCAGGCUUAGGGGCCUAGAGAGAAAGAUAGCCCAGAAACUACACACACGUAGACGCACACACAAGUAAAAAGGAGGUAGAGACAGGAAAGACAAACAGAAAGAGAGAUGGUGAUAAGGCAUCUUCUCGCCCGCUCUUUAGAGCUCUUGAUGCUUACGUUGUAUCAUCGAGACUUUGUGGGUCAUUGGAGGAACUUGAGGUGAAGUUGACAGGCCGCCAAAAAACGCCACACUUGUUUUCCGGUCACUCUGGGAUGAUCCUCGUCCAUCCUUACUAUGGCUGGAUUUCCAUAAGAUCUAUCUGGGCUUAACACCUGUUUGGCUGAAGGUGUGAGGACAAGGUGUCCGAGAGGGUUGAAGGUGUUGAACUGUGCACAUACUAAACGUGACACAAGCUGGAUUUGAGGCUUAUAAAGGGUGGACAUUUCGACAGGUUUACUGCAUUUACACAAACAGUGUGGUGUGCAGCAUGGGGGCCGUUGGGUUAGGUGUUGAUGUGGAGGGUCCAGGUAUUGUAGUCAGGUGUUAUGUGUGGGAGUGGACAAAGAAAGGAAGGGGGGAAGCAAGGGGAUGAAGGGAGUAGCUCUAAGUCUUCCUAAGCCUCCUGGAUCCUCUUUGGUCCCUCUCCACAUGACAUGGCUAUCCUUCUUUGAGUCAAUCUCUUCCUCCACCUUGACUCCUUGGACGCCGGCCAGAGAAACAGAGAGCGGGCCAGAGAGAGGGAGAGCGAGGUGGAGGUGCAAAAUGUGGCAUGGUUAGAGCUGGUGGGAGAGGUGGAGAAAAUAAAGGUGGACAGAUGGAGGGUGAGUGAUAAAAGAAAGGAGGGAAAAAUGGCAACAGGAACUCGUGAUGAGAGAUACAAAGAAGAAGGUGACGGAGAUAAAAAUGAGAGACGAACAUGAACGGUAGAGUAUUCCUCGUGGAAAAUACAAACUAGUUUUGUUGUGUUAUAUUUGUGAUUGCAGCUUGCAUGCAUGCCCCUGUCUAGCUUUGUGCACGUGUGUGUUUAUGUGUUAUUUUUGUCCGUGCCUGUCUUGUUGAUGGGCUGCCACCCUGGCUUGUCCCGGAAGGCUGCCAGCUCCGUCGGAUUGGGGAUUAACCCCGGGAUAAUGGCCUUGAUGCCCAGUUGAGUGGAAGCAAAGCUGUUUAAAAAAUAUUGGCUGCCUGAGUCACUCUCCCCUCUCUCUUCCUGUCUCCCCCUCUCUUUAUCUUCCGUCUCUAUCUUUCUAGCCUUGCUGUCUCUGCGAUUCCACACUAUCUCUUUUCUUUCUGUUUUUCGCUCUUCUUAAUCUGUCUUUUUUCGGCUCUUUACUCUCUUCACUCGGUUCCGUUUCUGUGUAAGCUCAUACCAUGUACUGUUGAUAUCAAUAACAUUUAUUACCACUCCAGAUUGCAUUAUUGAUUAGAUUUUUUUUAGUAGAGGAAGUAGAAGAUUUUAUUCUAGGAAGUGAUGGCUGUCCUCUUGUGUCAUGUGUUUGAAGAACAGUGCCUCAAUUGUCCGGCUAAAAAUCGUCCUAAUUCCACUUAAGCAUGCUGUCACUUUUCACCACUCCAUGUACAAGCACUCGAGUACUUUUUAAAUUUGUCAUGUGUCGGCAUUCAAAGUCACAACUUCUCUCCAUAUCUUAGCUGAAUUAUUGAUUUCAUGUUGCCUUUAAAUGUUUGUAACAAAUCCAGUGUAGUGUAGAGAAAUUGCGUGGUUUAUCAUUCUAAGUUUGUGAUGAGAAGAUGGUGUGCAAAAAGGAAGAAGUUGCUGAUAACGUAUCCUGCUGAGGCCGGGUUAGUCAAUCAAAGCGACAACUCUUUGCAGUUUAAUUCGAACUCUGUAUCACCGCCUCCUCUUGUCUGUUAACACUCAUGAACUUCUUCAGGCCAGUUUCUUCUGCAAUCCUCCCUGCUGGGUUUCAAUGACAGAGCCCUGAUGAAAGUCGAGAUGCGAAAAAAGAAAAAGGCCUCGUUGCUACUACAGGAUCCCAGAAAUAUAACGAACUGAAAAUAUGCUGAAACAUAAAGAUUGGAGACUUAUCACAUCUCUGUGCUUAGAUGAGUCAUACCCUGCACAGCAGUACUGUUAACCAUCAAACUGAAGUGUGGAGUGAGUAAUCCAUGCUGAAUGGGAUUUAUGAUUCUUUUUUUCCCCAAAUCUGAAAUUCAAAUUGCCAUUAACUGAUUUUUCAGCCUUUCAAGUUGGCCAAAAUUUUCUUUUUUGGCAAUUCAUAUCAUAUCAUGAGUGAGCAAACAUCCUUGAAACAAUCUUCCAGAUGUUCUGCAACAUUAACAUUCAUUUGGAGUCUCUGUUAUUACAAAUCAAAGUCCGAGAUCAACUCUCCUCGUUGGUCAUUUUUCGAUUCCCACCUAUUUCUGGAGAAAACAUCAGGCGCCUUCUCUGCCAAAUGCUCCUGUUCACGAAGAAGUCGCUACAGACAUUUGGUGAGGAGCGAGUGAAAUUUUAAUAUUUCACAGAAAAGAGCAGCAGAUUAGAGUUGUCAGGAUCGCAGGAUUUUGAAUUUUCUUUUUGAGUUCGUCGUAUUAUGUUAUCAUGUGGAGGUGUGAAGCUCCUCGUCAACAGCCUGCACACCAGGACUAAUAGAAAACAUAAAGAACGAGGUGACAUUGAUGUCUCUCUCCUCUUGCUCUCAGUCUGCCUGCAACAGUCAUAAACAAAAUGUGUGUCCAAUGCUGAAAGGACCUACAAACCUCGGUAUUGCCCACUUGUGAUUGAAAAGAUUUAGGGGUGUAGUGACAGUGAUGGAGGGCGGAGCAGGGAGACACAACAGGCAGAUAACAUGAGUUUGUGGACACGUCAAGUUCUUAAUAGUGUAUCUUCUGUGAACAAACAAAUUAAAACAACUUCACAUUCUUUUUACUUUCACCUUUUUGUUUUCUCCACCGCCACUUUUUCCCCUCCUACUUUAUUUUACCCAACCUCCGUUUCUCUCUCCUUUCACUCAAGGCAGCUUUGUGUUGACAAUAUGAGCACAGACCUGUAUUUUCAUAAUGCCACCAAACAGAGAGAUGGUGAGGAUUGUACCGUUUUAAAUCACAUGGUAUUGAGACAUAAUAUUGAAACACAGUGCCAAAGGUAGACAGGACCAACUCUGCUAAACUAACACACGUCUGUGUUUGUUAUCACAAGCAGCAUUUAAGUGAAGCAAUUAAUCAUUUCUUAAACUAGAUGAAUUCAGUAACAUGCAAAGAUGUCAAUCUUAGGUUGACCCCAAAUGCACUCAUCUUAAACAGCAAAUUUGCAUUUGCACUGACAAUUUUUUUGUCAUUCUUUUUCCUCUUUCUUAAUGGAUUUUGUUCUUUUUUUAUUAUUAUUUAAUUGACCGCCCUCAUCAGGGGCUUUGUGUUCACUCGCUUUGUCACGUUUGUCAAACCAAAGUCACUUUAUCAAAUAAUGAGCUGGACUGUUACAUUUGUCAAGCAGAGGGCCACAAUUUGAAUAUGGAGUGAUUAGCUGAGGGUGGCAAUUUUGGAAGCAGCGCACUGGCUGCUAAAUGAUAAUUUACCCUGACCAAUUGUAAAUCCCUUAAUUCAAAAUAAAUAUAACCAGAAUGUGUGAAAGUGCCUCGGUGGUUCUAAUGCACACGAAGGGGUCUGCAGCUUGUUAAAACCUCUUUAUAUGUACCUGCAUGAGGGACACAGGCGAGUUUUCUAGAGAAGAUGAGCAGUUAAGGAGGUUUUAUUUGCCAAACUGGAUUGUUUCAGCGUGUAGUUCAAUGUUUUUUUAUAUGUGUCGCGUCUUCAUUCAGUUCGAUGUUUGAUUCCGGCGUGAAAUCCCAGUGUGAGCCCUCUCUGAAAGCUUUCUAUGUUAAACCUCCAUAGAAAAUAAAGUCUGGCUCUGUCUUUGAUCCAGAAAGACCUUGCGCUCUGUCUCCCCACAGUCCUGUGCGGUCAAGGAGGCAGAGAAGUGGCUCGGAGGGACAGGCUGCAUUAAGAGAAACACAAGAAGGAGGAAGCCCCGUUCUCUCACUCCAUCACACGUCUCAUCUCUUUAGUCGUCUGGCCGGGGCCUAAAGUGACUUUGCUUUGAUGUGACCAGGACAAACUGGCUGUGACGCCAUGACGGCUCUGCUAAGUGUGUGAACGUGUGUGUGUUUUUAGUCCCCGCAUGUGUUUGUGUAUUUAGGGGCAGGGGGCUGAAUAGAUGUGCGGGGUAGAGGAGGGGGGAGUUAUGGAGGACAUUCACUUUUGAUUUGGCCUUAGAAGGGUGACAGGGACUCGGAGCUCUGGUGGCAUGCUUUACUGAAACGAUCCUCUCUGACCACACAGAAGGGCUCGCGGACUGUCAGCCUGCCUCCUGACGACUUUUUCCGUGCUUUUAUUUUUUUUUUCUUUGAAUUUUCAUCGAGGGAUGAAAAGCUUUUUUUUUCUGCUCUGUGACAUCCUGAAAGCAAGCUUUAGUUUCUGUAGCCUUGGUGAGACUGCUAAUGCUUUGGAUGACACACAAAAGUCUCUGCCUCUCUCGCUUUACUUGAUUGUCUGACAAGUUCAUUCUAUCGUACUUUCCCAUCUUGUGUCAAGUGUAUAUUUGGAGAAAAAAGUGCGCUAUAAAUCAAGGCCGUACUUGCACAGUAGAGGGAGUGAGUUUUUGGUCCUGUUGAUGGUCUAGAGAUGGAGUAGCUCUCUGAGGAAAUGAAAAGCCAGGAUGAACACUGAAGAGGUGUAUGUGGGUGUUUUUUGUGCUGUUGCAAGGGUACAUCUGGAUCGGUUCCUCUGAAAAAAAAGGGUCUUUAACUGGAGGGAUUUGGACAUGCUGAAAUUAAACAAGCCAAUUAGGCGAGCAGAGAGUGUAGAGGUCAGAGCACUCACCAUUUAAGUUCCUCUUCUCUGCCGAACUACUAACUCAGUCUGUCUCUGAGUCUAUUGAAGCAAUAAAUCUGAUUAGACCUCUCCUUUUUUUCCUCCCAGACCAAUGCUGUUGUUUUACCCUCCACUGAUCAUUAUUUUUGUUAAAUUUGAGGCACCAUUUAACACGACUUUAGGGUAUAAAAUCCAAGAAGCACACGCACGAAACUAAAACACACCCACUCACCCAAAAAAUUUAAAUACUCUCUAGAAAACAUGGCACGCUGUGUCAGAGUGCAGCACCACACUGACAUUAUCAUUAGCACUCUGGACACAGUUUACCACACAGAAAUGAAAGUUGCUGAAAUGAACUUUAACCCAUGACUCUAUCUGUAAACUCUGGGCUGCUUGAGUUUUUAAAACAACCCAAAAUUUUAACAUUUCUUUUAGCAAAACACUCUAAAAAUCUAGCCUUGAAGAUAAGGUUUUAUUAGUCCAAAUCUGAGGCAACCCUUUAAGAUUUUUUGCCUCCACCCAAAUACAAUGCAGGUGAACUGACUUGUUUGAAUCCACUUUAUUGGCACAAACUGUGUCCAAACUUUCUCUCGGUGAAAGUUUUUUUUUUUUUUUUUUAAUUAAGUUUUAUCACCUUGAGCGUUGCAAAUUAAAUCCCACUCAUUUCUUCUUAGCAGAGGAAGUUGAGACAGACUAGGCCAAACUUGGACAAACUAUCAGCAGAGUAAAAACACCAGACUGGAGGGAAUUCAACUGUUGGUGAAGACAGGGUAAGAGGUGAGAUCAUUUCAGUUAUAUCCACUGAGCCCAGUCCGUUUCCAUUUUGGCCUGGAAACUGACCUGGAUGCUAUUUUCGAACUACGAACUGUAAAAGGUGUGGGGUAUGACGAAUAAAGUUCCUUAAAUCCUUGAACCCUGAGUGGAAGAAAGUAUGUAGCAUGUAGCACAAAGUCAGACCUUUCAGUGUUAUUUCAACUUAGCUGGAUUAAUGACUCAGCUAGGCUAACUGUCUCAGCUAGGCUAACUGUCUCAGCAAAGCUAACAUUGUUGUGAUUAGUUCAUGUUCACAGUUCCAGCGUUGAAAAGACUUAAAAGUUCAGUCCUUUCAUUAACAAUGACAUAAUGUUAAUUUCUGUAGGCACAGCUGAACUAAAAUGCAUAUAAAAAAAUCUAAAUCUUAGAUCUUAGGGUUAAGAGUAGGGUUAAGUUAGCAGUUCCUUUUGCUAACUAGCCACAGAUUGUAGCCAUGUAGUUAGCAAACACAAUAUCACAGUACAAACCAGACUGUGCGGCUCAUAAAAACAGACUAUUACAGAGCUGCGUGACCUUGUUUAUCAGAUUGGCUGUGACUCUUGUUUGCAUGGUGCUUAUCCUCCUCUCAUUGUUCCUUUUCAUUGAUUAUUCAGAUUGAUAGAAAUGGUGACAGACUCGGACAAAGAGAUUUGGAGAAUCCUAUUUGUGCAAUACUGAGAAAUUAUGCUCUUGGAUCCGCUGUUGAUUCGAUAUUUCUGUCUUUCUGUCACUGCUCUCUGUAAGAAACUGGUAGCCACAUGUUUCAAUUGCUGACCACCAUGUGCUGCAGGGCGACCCCGUGGUUCAUCUUCCACAUUGAUAGGAAACGAUUAGAAAUAGCACAGUAUUGAGGUAUUUCUCAGAGAAUAAAUGCCUUCCUCUGUGGUGUGUGUGUGCCACUGCGAGGGAGUCUGUCAUAUAGACCUUGCUAUACAACUCAGUGUUUCAGUGGCCCUGAGAGAAGAAGAGAAAAGAGAGGAGGAGGGGAGCUGCUGUCUUUAAAGCCGCUCAUUUUGUCUCCUAAGGUGAGAGGUGAAGACUCUCAAUACCUCCAUCAGGGCAGCACAGAAAGGAAAGUAUAUCUCAAGGUUAGAACACCAAUAGAUUUUUUCCAACAAGUGUGUGUGUGCCAGAGGAUGAAAACACUUGCGUCAAAAGUUGCCUUUUGAGCCUCUGAGGCACACAGUUAUUCUCCAUUCACAUCCAAGUUUCUGCCUCCUCACCAUUAUUUCUUUGUUUGACUUGAAGAAACACGAGUCAAAGUGAAAGAUUGUGAGCCGUGCAUUGAUCAGACUCAGAAAGAAACGCUGUCACCACCGCUCCAUCCGCCCGUCCGCCGCUGUUCAUAGGAGGUGUGUUUGUCCGAGCUGACGUGGGAGAGACACUGUGGAUUUAUCUGAUCUUACAAGCCAUCAGGUUGAGCAGAGCUUUGCUAAACAUGACCUGAAGUGUGCCGGCCCCCGAGCAAACGCUGCUGUCACCUCUGCCAACCCGAGCUGUCAUCUCUCAGGAUGGCCCACGAGAGCUGACAGCUGUGGCGUUCCCAAAACAAAUCACUGCUGCGUUUGGUAACACUCUGCGUCCCGCCGAUUUAGCCCUCACCAAGACGAGAGCGAGAGCGGCGGCUGCUAAUGCUCCAGCUAAUGCACUGACUGACUGUGUGUGUGUGUGUGUGUUUCUUCACUUUCUUCCUCUUGUGUGUGUUUUAAUAUGAGCUUAUGGGGUUUCUGUUUGUGUGUGUUGUUUUUUUUUUUUGGCACCUCCAUGAAUUCAACACAUUUCCCUCUGUCUCCCACUUUCUUCUCUCUGCUUCGUCCUCACCUGAGUCCUCUCUUCUGCUUGAGCUCUAAACACUUCUCGAUAGUCACCUGCAUACAUUAGAAAACACAUAUAAUAAGGUUUGGAUACACUGGGGCAGAAACCACUGACAUUUCAGAGCAACAUUUGAAACCUUAAAAGGAAAAAGUUGAGUCAUGGGUGAAUAUUUAAAAAAAAAAUUGAAAUCUUGAACUUUCCGAGGCUUUUAUUUUGUAAGAGACAUAAUAAAUUAUGCCUGUUUCCCUGUCACGCAGCCGUGAAUCCUGUCAAUUAACUCUGAGAAGCUGAGACUUCAUUCACUGACAGCUGAGCGGCUCUACAAAUUGUCAUUAAGGGUCUGUCUUUCUCUGUAGUUUUUUUUUCCGAAAUACUUUGUGCUCACAACCUAGACUGUGCGGUGCAAGAUCAGAAACACCGAGGUGAAGGUUCAAGAGUGAAUUUUCGUCUUAACUAGACAGUUGAUUGAAUUUUCAUGGUCGCAGGGGAGAUGUGGAAAAAAUAACAAGAAACCGAGGCUGUGUUUAUUGAUAAAUUUAAUGGUAAAGUGGUCUGUACUAAAUGAGGCGCUUUUUUCUCCCCCUCGACUGUUUUGUGACAGUGUUAUGCUUUUUAACUGACAUUUUUAAUGAGCUUAAAACACACACUCUCUCUAUCUAUCUCUGCAAAUACACACACAUACACACACACACGCUCACACACACAAAUGAACCUGUCAGACACGGUUUAAACAGAGAUUUUUGACUAUUUGUAACUGGGCUGUUUUUAGACAUCAAACUACAGCAGUUGAGAUGUGGUUUCCAUUGAUGUCAUUGUUUUUAUGUCACACUCAUUUCUGAGAUAUCCUUAUCCUGGCUUGUCUUUAAAGGAGUGGUUCGUUAAAUUUCCUUCUUUUUUUUUGUGCCCCCUUUACAUGAAAAUGAAACCAUCAUCCUGAGGACAAGGUUUGAAUUUAGCUACAGCUAUCAACCUUAUAUACUUGAGCUUAAAAGGAAAAAUACCUUUACAGGUUACCUUGAAGCGUCGCUACCUCAGAGCGAGUGAAAGUUGGAAUUGAAAGCUGUGUGUUGCAUAUUUCUUCUGCCGUACCUUCAACUCUACAACAUGCUUAAUCUUCUGCAUACUGCAUCUAAAAUGUUUUUUUUUGUGUCUGUGUUUGUUCCCAGCAGACAUUUGGAGGAGAGGCUUUUGUUCAGCUACACAGAUGAACAACAGGAAGGAGGACAUGGAGAUCUCCUCUCACUACCGUCAGCUCCUCAGAGAGCUCAAUGAGCAGAGGCAGCAUGGCAUCCUCUGCGACGCCUGUGUCAUUGUGGACGGAAAGAUCUUCAAAGCCCAUAAGAAUGUCCUCCUGGGCUCCUCACGCUACUUCAAGACUCUCUACUGCCAGGUAAGAGACCGCUCCACGAAAGAGACGAUUGUUGUGUUCUUGUUUUCUCUCUCCGGAUGUUGUCGUUUUGUCCUGCCAAUAAAACUACGUCAAAAGUCAUGUUGUAAACAAGAAAACAAGAGAUUUUGAACUCUCUUUCUGUCUCUUCAGGUUAAAAAAGGUGCAGAGCCUCACCACCAGACUACUGUCACUCACCUGGACAUAGUCACAGCGACAGGCUUCAAAGCAAUCCUGGACUUCAUGUACUCGGCUCACCUGGCUCUCACCAGUAAGAACGUGAUCGAGGUGAUGUCCGCCGCCAGCUACCUUCAGAUGACUGACAUCGUCCAGGCGUGCCACAGCUUCAUCAAAGCCGCCCUGGACAUCAGUAUCCGCUCUGAGAUGGCCGACGAACUGGCCGACUUCGAGAUGGGAGCCGUCGCUGCAGCUGGUAUAGGCGGAGGCGGUGGAGGCGGAGGGGGAGGAGUGGGUUUAGCGGGACCAGGAGGUGUUGUGGGUGCAGGUCUAGCAGGAGUAGGAGGAGGAGGAGGGAUAGUAGGAAUGGCGUCUGAAGCCCUGGCCUCCAUCAUGUCUGGUCGAAGCACCUCUCCUUGGCUGGCUCGCCGCACCAGCCCCGCCAACUCCUCCGGGGACUCAGCCAUCGCCAGCUGCCACGAGGGAGGCAGCACGUACGGAAAGGAGGACCAAGAGCCCCCGAAGAGCCAUGAGAGCCAGGAGGAAGCCUGCCACGACUCCCAGCCGGCCUGGCCGCAUGACUACAGGCCCGUCACUGUCAAAGAGGAACAGGUGUCCCCCGCCUCCUCCUCCCAUCCCAGGGACACUCCCAGGGGUGCAGCGCAAAACCAGGGGGAGCAAGGUAGUGGAGGGGCUGCGGGAGGAGGUGGAGACGGAUCCUGGCAACCCCUGUCAGGGUCAGGGCGGAGGAAGAAUCGGAAAAACAAGGACACUGUCAGACAUAUUACCCAGCAAGCGGAGAGGAACUGGGACAGGGAGCGGGACAGGGAGAGAGACCGGGAUAGUAGACCUGGAUCUCCUCUACCCUCCAUGUUGGCUGUGGCUGGAUGGAACUACAACGGCCAGGAAAUCCCAGGUAAGACUCGCACACCUGCCUCUUGAACUGUGUUGUCUCCAUUCUUCAGACUUGGGCAGCGUUCACAACUCACCGAGCAGCAGAACUGGGUCACAGCUUGACACUGGCGAAAGCAAUCCAUGUGUUUCCAAGAUCUAAAUCCUGUUUUUAUAGUGGAUUUGUGGGUUUGAUAAUGAGUUUAGUGGCAAACAACAGGUGGAUUUAACCUGGCAGUAUGGACACGGGCCAAAAGAAGCAGACUGUUUCUAAGCAGGAGAGGAGUCCGCAGCACUGAUUUGGUGACUUGAGGGCUUUAGAGUUUCCUGGAGUUGCUGUUGUUUCAUAAGAUGGAACCUACUUAUCCCGUCAUGUCAUUAGCCGAUGGCUGGUAAGAUAAUAAGAUUAGGUUAGAUAAUGAGGUGAAACUAUAGCUUUAACACUCCAGCAUAGUCAAAUCUGAUUUAUCUGUGCUUCCAUCUCAAAAGACACUUUCAAAAUAAUGUCAGCUUUUAAACACUCUUUGCAAGGGGUGGGAGGAAAAAUCAGUACAGCGCAGUAUUGCGAUAUUUUGUCAGCUUAUAUAUCGUAUCGUCUUAUUUACCAAGGAUUGAUUUUUUAAAUUGAUUGCUAAUAUGAAGUCAAAUCUAUGAUAUUAGGAAACUAAAAUCAACUGUUUGUCCAGUGAGGUUGUCAGAUGUGAAAUCAUAGAGCAGGAGAAGAUGAGAUGAGAUGGACCUGACACAUAAGGUUAGCAAGUUGUGCUACAUGAAAAUAAAAUACAGCGUAAAUAAGACAAACAUAAAGGAAAGUCAAACGUUAAAUAAGCUAAACGGUUUUAAAAAAUUAUAUAAAUCGCAGUAUAUUGUAUCACAAUACUCACUAUAUUGCAAAAUGUUAAAAUCGCAAGAAUAUCAUAUUGUGUCCCAUGUAUCGUGAUAACAUCGUAUCAUGACCCAAGUAUCAUGAUAAUAUUGUAUCGUGGCCCAGGUAUCGUGAUAAUAUCGUAUCAUGGCCCAAGUAUCAUGAUAAUAUCGUAUCGUGGCCCAAGUAUCGAGAUGAUAUCGUAUCAUAGCCCUAGUAUCGAGAUAAUAUCGCAUCCUGGCCCAAGUAUCAUGAUAAUAUCGCAUUGUGGCCCAAGUACCGUGAUAAUAUCCUAUCGUGGCCCAAGUAUCAUGAUAAUAUCGCAUAACAGCUCAACUAUCGUAAUAAUAUCGUAUGGUAGCUCAACUAUCGUGACAAUAUCGUAUUGGGCCCAAGUAUCGUGAUAAUAUCGUAUCGUGGGGCCACCACUGAUUCCCACCCCUACUCUUUGCACAGGUAAUCUUUUUUAUUCACUUUUGUUCCACUCAGAUUCAAACAGCGUUCACGACACCUUGCGUCGCACGUGCUCUCAACUUUUCAGAUUCAACAUGGAUAUUUUAGCCCAUGGCAUUCAUCCGCACUCUUCAAUGCUAUUAAAAUGACCUAGUUUCCACCUCCGGGGUUGAGAUUAGCAAGCUUCAACACUAACGUGUGAGGCCUAAGAUGAUUAUCUCAAAUCUUGGAGGUGUGAGGUGAAGCCCGGGUAAAUGCAGAUGGAUAAUACAAUCCUCAUCUUGCUGCAGUUUAUGUAACACACUCUCCUACACAAACAAGAGAACAUAAACUCACUCAGGCACAUGCACUUAUUUCAAGAAAGUGUCUCUUGAUCCUCAGCUUUGCAGAAUAGUUUAGUGAAUUCCUUUACACUAAAAGCUAAUCUAGAAAACACUUAAAACAGUGUGUGAGUAGGUGUCUUGUGUGUGUAUAUGUGUGUGAGCAUGAGUGUGUGUGUGCGUAUGUUUGCACCAGCGGGCCCAAGGCGUCGAUAGGUAGAUCAUUAAAAGUAAGAGAAGCUAAUCCUGGGCGCAUUAAGGGAGUUGGCUGUGAAAUGGGCACACGCGUCGCACAGCGAAAGAAAACAGGAUAAUUGAAUUGACCUGGGUCACUGCACGGAUUACCAGCGCGUCCUCGCCAUCCCAGGCUCCUCCCCCCUCUCUCUGGGGUUUAGGGAAGGACCUUCUGGAAAGGGCAAGAGGAGGGAAAAGAGAGAGAGAGUGAGCAAGCAAGCGGGGUAAUGAGUGGGAGAGAGAGAGAAGCAGAGACAAAAAGACAGGCGGAGAAGACAUCCGUACAGACUGAUGAGGGUUUGUCCGCUUUGUGUCCCCAGUCCUCAGUUUUCUAACUCAUAGUCCAACUUGUCUCGUCUUCAGUUUUCCACUGACGCAUUUCCAUAAACACCCACAAAGCGAAUGACUCCAUUAAGCCCACCGGUCAGUUUCUCGGCUCUGUACUUUGGUAGAAGGUAAAGUUUAAGUCUGGCUGUGGUAACGCAGCCAUUACAGAGAGAGCUGCUGUCUCACCUAAAGGUUGAGGGGAGUCUAGUGUCCCUGCUGGUGUAGACUCACUUGGUGUAAGUCAGAAAAAAAAAAACUACCAUUCAGCAGGCUUUUAAAUGGCUUUGAAAACGGGGAAAGAAGAGCCAUUGUACUGGGAGGUUAUCACCUCCUCCCUCAGACCUGACCUGACUUCACCAUUUAGCAGUAAAAUAUCAGGCCUCCGUUGAUGAACAUCAGCUAAAGUGUGUGACAGUGAGGAGCCUGUAUGCUUUAAGGGUUUUACUGAACAGGUUCUGUUGGGUCAUUAUCAGAAUAUGCAGGGCGAUGUGAUAGUUUAGCUGGGAGAGUUUCACACCUCUCUUAUUAUGAUGUCCUCAAAAUGAUAAAGCUUUUAAAGUAGGUGACUUUUGUUGAUGUUUACUUUUGCCAAGUCAGAGUCAAAAAUACUCAGGAUCUGGAUGGGCUUUUGAGAGUUUGUCGACUUAAGCCUUAAGUCUCCUUAAGUCCAGAUUUUGUCACCUGCGGUAGAAGAUCCGAAUCAGAUGUACAAGCAUAUGGGAAGAAUUAGAAAGUGAUGUACGAUUCUAUUUAAGGUUUUUAAUGACAGCAGCGGGCUUUUUUCAGACUUAAGCAAGAGAGACAUGCCACAGUUAAAAAUGAACUCCGGAAUCACUGAGUAACACAGAGAAUGAUUAUACUGACACUAAAUACAACCAAAUAAGAUUCUAGGUCUACUGGAAAGUUUAAGUUUUAUUUUCUUUCUAUACUUUGACGUGUGCACACUUGAAAAGUUUUUAAAAAAAUCUAAAAUGUCAGUUUUUUAAAUGACAAAAUCAGUGCUUUUUCCUAAGUGCCUCAGGCUUUUAUUGACAGUAUAAUCAAUCAAUCUUAGAGUUAGGGUUAGGGUUCAGGAUAAUUCAUAAAGACCGAUAUUUCUCAUCAGUCUUUAUGAAUUAUGACAGUAGGAGGGGCCAGGUAGACCUCACAAUCCUUGUUUUUGUAGUAUUCUGUUUUAUCCAGAUGUUAGAGAUCAAGAUAGGUCCUUUACCUGACUUUCCUACUCAGAGAACUCAAGGGAAAACGGGACGUUGUGGCACGUCGAGGCCUUGCUCAUGUUUCUGACGCAAAACAUCAUAUUCCACUAGUUACAGCUGCUAAUCUUCACUCAUCGCUUCCUUGUCCUAUUUGGUGGCGGAGGCAGGGUGACACCAGUUUAAGUUGUCGACAUGUUUAAUAUUUGCUCUCUUUUCCCAUUGCUGGAAAUGAGGUGGAUUCAUCAUGUCCACAACCGCAUGAUGGCAUUUAAUAGAGGCAACCCUUCAGGAAGCAGCAGUGGUCUCAUCUUUCUCUGAUUUGGUGAGAAAUAAACAUCACAGAGGUCUUCAAAAAUCAGACGCAGGUAUCUAAAACACAGAUUUUAGGUAUUGAUCAUGCAAACGUCAUGUCAUAAAUGGGAUAUCAAAACUAGGAUGCUCAAGUCCAUCUAUAGGAGCAAUUCACAUUUAGAGAAGUAGAAAAUACAAUUUUUAAUGUAUUGGAAUAUUUCAUAAUACAUUGAAUUAUAGUCCUGUAUCAUAAUAUGAUAUCCCCAGACCCUUGCCGAGUCAUUAAUCAGGCGCUGUACUCUACCAUGCAUAGCAAUGCUCUAAUAUUUAUGGUAAACAAUGACCAGACUGACAUCUGAGAGUGCUUUUUCUAUCUCCCUUUAAGUCCAGCCUAAACAGAAAUAACUCGAUAAGGAGUUUUUUUAGGAGAAUGAUUUUGGUGUUAGCUGAGCAUAACUCCUUUAUGUUUGAGGAUGAGUGUUUCUGUGAAGUUUGGGGUCAUUUCUCAUUUUCCAGAGAGGGAUUAUGAUAAAUAAUAAUAAGUCUUUUGAAGUUCUCACAAAAGGGUGAAAGAGCAAUUUUGUUUCUGUGAAUGUUUUUGUGUUUGUGUGGCGGGACGGUGUCCAUAAAGUCCGGUUGUUGGUUUCCACACAGGCAUGUGGAGUGAAGUAGAAAGGGCACCUUCAGUCAGAGAUUAGCUUAAUUGCUUCAUUCUUUAUUGAUGAGAAGUGCCUGAACACACACACACACACAUACACACUUACACUCACACACACACACUCUCAUUCAUAUGUGAUUGGUGUUCAUGUUUUACUAUUAGAAAUGCCUCUAUUACACACUACGGAAAGGCUGCUUGACUGAGGAUUUGGCUGGAUUACUGUGUAAUAUAAGGAUAAUAUAUGGCUGUGUAAAGGCUCAGUGUAUUAGCGCCCAGCCGUUUCAAAGAUUUUUUUUUUUUAUGAAAAUGCCGUGUGUCUGUGUUGACAUAAACAGCUGCAGGAAUUAGGAUUUGUUUUCUUUAGAUCCCCUUCUCCUGCAAACAUCUGCUGUGUUCACUUGAUGUCAUUAUUUAGGCCACUAAGCGCUCAACUUCCUCCUCUCUCUCCCUCACCCACUCCGCGCUCAAGCUCGAUCUCUCUCUUUCUUCCGCUCACCUUGUCUGCUGACACAAAUAUUUGAAAUCAUAUACAUGAAUUGGGAGGAAGAAAAAAAAAAGAAAAUCAGCAACGCCUGCUUUUCCAGUCAUCUGAUCAUGUGCGUAGAGUUUGCAGCACAAUACUAUAUUAGAGAUGACAUAUUUUGGAGGAGGGGAGUUUUAAAUAGUCUCUGCUUCUCCUGUCUGCUUAUGCCUUUAAAUAAUUACCUGAAAUUAUUUUUAGUUUGGCCCCCGCUGCUUCUCCCAGACCCGGAUUAAAAAGAGACUGCGAAUCAGAGACGGAGUGUUUUUGAAAAUCAAGCAUCAGGCUUGUUUUAAUAUUUCAGUAUAUUCUUCUUUGAUGCCUCAUAUCAGCCUCUGCUCUCCUUAUUUAUUAGCUCAUCGAGUGGAAAUCAGUUAACAAAAAUGUUGAUAAUUAAUUGAUAAUUCAUCAACCAAAUAUGUGAUAUAGUCUUUACUUUCAAGUGCAACUCAAACUUCGAAAAAGACAAGCCACUUUUCAUGUUUUUUUUUUACAUUUCAGACUUAAUAAUGAACAGAUUAGUUAGAAUAUUAUAUCUUGAUUAAUAGUUUAAAGGAAUUAAAGUUGCUUCCCUUAUUUUAUGCUCUUUUGUAAAAAUACAGCAACUUUAAACUCCUGUCAAAAAGGCCUGUCUCCUGUCUUUAAAGCACCAGGAGGGGAUUUUCACUGACUUUAAAUACUGUCACUCUCAUGCUUUUAUCUCUUUAUGAUCGACAUGGUUAAAUGAGGUAGUUGGCUUAUUCCGUAAUGAUCUUAAUUUUAGUACUUGUGACUGAUUUAUUCAUACAUUUAUUGGGACACCAGACCACACACCAUGACACCAGACUGUGUCAGCUGUGGGGAUUUCCAUAUGCUGUGUCGUCUAUAUUUGUCUGUGGUCUCUUUUGUGAGAGAAUUUUAAUUUCAGUGGAACUCUCUAGAGAAAUACAGGUUAAAUAAAAUAAAUUCAAAAGAACUUUCGUAAGCUAACUAGCAGUAAUAAAUAAAAAGUUUUGUCGUUUGUUCUUCAUAAUGAAGCUACAAUUGAAUGUAUUUCUUCAUUACUGCAUCCUGUAGUGAGUUACCUUUGACAGAGAAGCAGUGGUAUUAAAAAGAAAGAGAAGCAACAUCUUUACAAGGACAGUGCUCAUGGGAAAUGAAGUCUUCAACGCUACUGAUUUUGUUCAGUCAACAUAACAUGAAAAUACCUCACAUUAUGUUUGAAUCACAGACGUCUUUGUGAACAGCUGCUUUGCUUUAUUCAUCUUUACACCCUGCUGUGUGGUUCAGCUGCAGAGACACAGAGAUCAUACUGCAUGUUUCAAUACAUUCUGGUUACUUACAGCUGCUCACUUUGUGGAUUUGUGGGAUGAUGAGCAAAAAUUAAGAUCAAAUAUUAUCAUAUACUUUUACAUUUUAAAUGAAGUUAUUAAAAAUACAACAUUUUAUGGUACUUUUUAAAAAUAUAGUUUGAUCAUGUUAUUGUGGCAUCAAUCCAUGCCACUAUGAAAUAACCAAACCUGAAUUAUGUUUAAAUGCAGUAAAAAAUUUGUUGUGUUCAGGUGGAGUAAAAUGUCACUUUAGCAUCAGAUUAUGUAAAUAAGGUAUCUAGGAACAGUUAUUUUUUAUUUAUUUAUUUAUUUUUUUAGGGGUUUAUCAUUGACUCCUUGACUAUAUAUCUGUGAAAAUAUUUCAAUCUUUGACCCCUGAAUGGAAAUGUGGUGUUUGUUGAACCCACUGAUCACUCACAUCUUCUGUCCUGAGCUGACUUUGCCUCCAGUGUCACAUUAAAACACCAAACUUGAACACAAUAUCUGAGUUACUUUCAGCUCAUGAUUUAAAUUCAGUUUAAUUCAGGUAUUGAACAUUUUAUUAAUAAGAAAUAUGAUUGGAAACAUUUAGUAUUAGACACAUUUUAGCCCCUAAACAUCUUUUUUUUUCUGAUUUACCUUCUGCCUGUAAACAAUGUGUAGUAUUUCCUGUGCUUAUAUAUUUAGUUAUGGAGUCUCCUCUCCAAAAAAGAAGUGUAAUUUUAGAGUCAGAGCCUGUUCACUAUAUGGCACGUAAAGUCUAACACAGAAAAGAGGUGUGAGCUGCUCGAAAUACAAAGUGAACGAUUGAUUUCUUUCCUACUUCCUGUGUACUUGGGGCAAACACCAACUUGAUCUUCAUCCCACAUUAUAACAACACUAGAAAUACUUUUUUUUUUCACUGGUAUUAAAAUCUUUCUGUCUCUUACACACACACACUUACACACACGCAUAUACACAGUGACCUUUAGUGGCAGCUUGGGGGAUUUUGGCAAUCCGGUACAUGGCCGGUGUGAUGUUCUCUCUCUCUCUCUCUCUCUCUUUCUCUCUCUCUCUCUCUCACGCACACACACACGCACACACAGCUUAGAGCAUGUGAUUAUGUAGACGUGAACAGUUCAAUCACACGUGGGCUGUUCUUUCCAUUUCCCUCUAGCUGUUGCACAUUGAUUACAUCGAGAAUCUUUUUUUGAAAAUCCAACAUCUUUAUCUAAGUCUCUUCCUCUCCUCUCUACAGCCUCAGAGUUCCCCUCCUCGACUGCUAACACACAUAUACACACGCAAACGGUUACAAACAGUCGCACGCACACGCACGUUAAAAAGUAAAAUCAAAUUUCUAUAGAGCCGCUCUCUGUUUGUCGAGCGUUCGAGUGCUGCAUGUUUGGUCUUGCUGGAGCUCAGACCUUCAUCCUCUGCAGCGCCAUCCCCCUCCUGGACUCACCUGUGUCCCGCAGACACACUCUCUUGAAAACUACUCUCUAGUUUGCACUUCCUCUCGCAAACUUUUUCGCUUUUUUUUUUUUCCCUCCCCGCGCUCCUCUCCCCAAGUCUCGGCAGUCUAAAGGUGAGCACUUGAAAUAAUGAAUCGGAUCCCCCUUUCGCCCCCUUCCUUUCUGUAUUCCAGUUAAGACUCUCCCCAUAGUAUUUGCACUUCAUUAAACUUGAAAUAGGUUUAAUAUUUAAAACACCUGAACACAUUUCAACCCCCCUCACCCCUCGCACAUCUCUCUCUGCGUUUUCUCUCCCUUUUUCUCGCCUCAGUUUAAUAAUCUACUCUCAUAUUUCCUCCCUAAUUCACUCCUCCUUCAUUAAAAACCAAAAUAGAUUUAAUAUUUCAGACUGUGUGGACUUAAUUUUUAACCCCUUACAUCAAGGCUCGCUGCUUGACACUCUAUGUGUUGGAUAACGACACACUUUUGAGGCCUCCUCUGCUGUAUUUUCUGACUGAAUCAUCUUUCAGAGUUUUUCCACACGCAGUCUAUUAUCUCUUAUGUCUCGCGCUGUCUUUGUGCUUCAGUCCUCUCUGGGCAUCUCCCCCACCCCCUAUUUGCUCUCCCUCUUUGUCCUCUUUGACUGCGCAGAUGAUUUCAGCCCUUUCCUCCCACACUAUUGACUUUUGUGGCCUGUGCACCCCACCUCUCUCAGUUUCCCUCCAUCCUCUUCUUCUACUCCUGUCUUUUGCCCACAGAGAUUUCCCCCUCAGUUGUGUCUUACAGGGUUAAAAAAAAAUUUCUCCCUCUCUAUCUCUUUUGCGAAUUUCUCCCCCUUGUUCUUCUAUCUCUUAGUCCCCACUAAAUUAAAGAAAAGUUCCUUUAUCACCAUCAUAACCAAUCACUUCUCACCGCCCACCAGCUGUCUUUGUCAUAUGACCUCACAUCCUGGUGGACAUUAUGGGCAGUCCACCAGCUAAAAGCCCCUUCUUCUUCUCCACCACCACCACCACCACCAUCACACCACACACACACACACACACACAUUCACACAAUUUUUCACACUCUUGCUGUCUGUCUUUUUCUCUCGCAGCACUCUCCAUCUCCCUCUCUCAGUUCUCAAUACUGACACCUGCUCUAUUUAUAAUUCUCUGGCUUUAAAAGAGCCAUUUUGGACAGGAAGCUGCCCCCUCCCAUCUCCUGACCGCGGCUCUUUUCCAAAGCGUCAACACCCCCCACUUCUCCACCUCCUGCCCCUGGAACACGGCGGAGAAGAAUCACUGGGUGGAGAAGUGAAGGAGGAGUGUAUGCGUGUGUGUGUAUGUGUGUGUAAGGGGGGUUAAAGAUUAGCCAUCUCACCCUGAGUGCACCUGGGCUGGGCCCAUGUGUGCUUUUUUUUUUUUUUUUUUAAAACCAUGACCACACACAUACUGUACACACGCAUGAACACACACAAACACAAAUACCGUCACAACACCCGCAAAAACCUCCUGCACUUAAAAAUGUCUGUGGUCGCACUCGCUCAUUUCUUAGCCUGGAUAGCUCAGGUUUAAGAAUUAAACUACCCAGAAUGCACCAUGACAGGAUGUCCUGUUGGCACAGUGCAGAGGUAGGUGGGUCAGGAGGUUUUUGUGGUUGAACAUUCAUAGCAGCAGUACCCCCUUAGAUGAAUCCCCGCCCUCACAUCAACACACACACACACACAUUAACUCCAUCACAUCAUAACCCAAAACGUCUACACAUAGAUUCAUCAGUGGUUGUGGUUAACUUUGUAGAACAUACACACACACACAUAGAUACACACACACACACACACUCACACUAAGAAGCUCAAGCUUGAGGAUACACUCGACUUCAUCUCCUUCCUUAUCUGUUCGAAUGCUCAACACUAUCUUCUAAAGAACAUGACUCCUGAGGGUGUUAAGGUAAUUUCCUAUCGUGUUCCUGCUCAGUUUCUAAAACAAACUUUUCCUUUCCAAACAAGGGAGGACUAUUCUGUGAUUUUACAGCCCUCUGAAAAAGACACUCCUGUUACAGUUCUUCUUUUCGGUUUGAUUCAAAGGUCCCUCCAACUGUUUAGGACAUUCAGCAGAAAGUUACAGGUAGCAUGAACAUACUCAACAACUUCAAGCCUGUUUUUUACUUUUUUACUGUAUACAUUUUUUUAAAUUGAUGACUUGAGAAGCAAGGUAGUUGACUUAACUGUUCAUGUUUUCAAAGUUUCAAAAGAAUUUCAAACAAUUAUCACCAAUCUGCUUUGAAACCGAAGGAAAACUGACAAAAAACCUCUGAGAUUAUAACAUUUGACUUAACUGGCAGAAACCAGGAAACUAAGUACCUUCAUAUUCUCUCCUCUUCUGUAUCAUACAGGACCAUGUCAAGUCUGAGAGGCUCAUAAAGAGUUCAAAGAGGAAAAUUUUUACUUAUCUAAGCCAGCAAAUAUGGUUCAAAUAAAGCUUGAGAAUUGAGGACGACUUAGGGUUUGUAAUGCAUCAAUCUGAGACUUCUGAUCUAAAGUUGUUGUGUUCAGUUCGAAAUCAUCCUCUUGCAGCUGAAAGUAAAACCUUUUCUGCUUUUUCAUUUUAAGGCUGUGUUGUCAUUGGCACAUUCCUUUAAGAAGUUUUCACUGUGAGCAACAUGUGCAAACUCAAGCAAGUCUAUCUCAGAUCUUGAGUCCCAGUCAACCGUCUCGAAAAGUGUUAAAAAAAUAACUAAAAGAUUGUACAGGUUUCUCCAUAAACAACCUUAAGCUACCCCGCUAAAAAUAUGCCAUAUCAAUUAUUUUAAUUAUCUGUAUUGGUUAGGUAAAAAAGUAACACACUCACACUGAGUACAUGUGAGCUAACUUUUCUGAGUUUAAAUCUAUAAAGACUCAAAAGACUGAAGUUCAAAUUCGCUUUUAGAGAACUAACAGGAAAUAUGUUAAAAUGGAUUAGAAAGAAAGCAGCAUGCAGGGCAUUUAAUCACAGCCUAUCGUCAAAAAAGUGAGUUGUAACAUAACUGCCUUUUAUGCUGGGCAUAAGUCAUCAUAGCUAAGACGUUUGUGGUGAAGAACCUAAAUUCCAGGAGGGGGCACCCCCAGGGCUGGGACACCCCAUUCUACAUCCUGAAUCUGCACCUGACAUCUGCAACCGGGGUCAUGACCUUCCUCCUUCCUACAGUUUCUCUAUGCUUCUCAUAGAAAGUCAUCAGCAGGACCCAAAAUAACACAACUCACAUUUCAAAUGUAUCACAACAGGUGAUCUAUGUGGGGACAAAACUGGUAAAAAAGUGGAAUUAGAGGGUCUAUAGUCAAUAUGAGACAUUGAUCUAAAAGGAGAAACCUCACUUUGAGUUGGGGUUGAUGGGGUCGAUGUCAUUAGGUUAGAAGAAUUGCACUUUAGUAAUUGAGAUUUUAAUACCACCUGAUGCUCACCCUCCGACCUGGCCACCACCCUUGUUGUCAGAGCAGGGAAAUUUCACACUGUGAGCAACUUUGGAGAAAGUACGGGACAGAGCUCCUGAAAAUUUUCUGUAAUUUCCCAGGAGUACGAAUGUGAAAGAGGCAGGGUAACCACUAUUAUACCAAAAUUUCCACCUUGUUGGUGACACCUGGGCACUAAAAGACACCUUUGUACCAGUAUUUGUAUAAAACAGAUUCAUUUGUUACACAAGGCGGACAUAUACAUCAAUAUGAAACAGUCUGGAGCAGUCAUGGCUUUCUGCUUGGUCUGUUUUUGUUUGAGUGAGAUGAAAUCUUGAACCUUUGUGAAAGUUGUUUUCAUCCACUUUGAUUCUUGUUUCCACGAGAAAUCUGUGCCUCAUAUUUGAGCCACACCCCCUCCUCUUCCUCGAUGGGAGAUUCUUGCUGAGGCUUCUCUUUUGGAGACAUGAAACGGAGAUGUGAUGUGCCGUGAGCUGGGAUGCCUAUCUUCUCUCUCCUCCAGUGAUCUGAUAGCCGGUAAUGGGCCCUGUAGCCAUGAGCCUGGCAGCACUGCUCACUGUGGCUUAUGUGUCACACUGUACCCAGCAUUCAACGAGAGUUAGCCGAGCGCAAGCAGCUGGGAUACCGAGACUGGAGAGUGUGUGUGAGAAAGAGAGGCAGGUAUACACAUUGGCAGCAAGACUGACAGGGAGAGGUGGAAAACUGUAACUUUCAUGAAGAGUUUAACCUUAAAAAAAAAACAGCUUUCCUGUAAGCCUCUGGCUGGAUUUCUCUGUCAUUUUCAGUCAACCUGAAGUUCCUCUUCCCUGCUCUGUUUAUUUUAGAAAGGUGGCUUUGUUCUAUUUACUGUACCCACUCCCUCAGCGGCCUCUACCCCCGUCAGACCAGUUGGAGAAGGGGAGAGACGAAGAAGAGGAGGAGAAGGGGAGGAGGGGGGUAGAGAAAGAGCAAGAGAAAGGGGAGGAGGGUGCAUGAUGUUUGGACAAACGGACAACCCGAACAGGAUAUAGAGGUCUACAGCCUGUGGGUGUGUCGGUUUGGCCGAGGCUCAGCUCACACACAAACACACACGCAUACUCACACACACACAUACGUACACACAAUCGUGGGAGUGUUCCCGCUGGAGGGCAAAGUCUCCCUUCCUCUUACACAUUCAUUCUCUCCUUCCAUUCCCCCCUUUCCGCCGUCACACCCCUCCACACCUCCUUCCUUUAGACCUCUCUUUCUCCUUCAUCCCUUGUUCCUUCUCUUGUGACAAGCCCCCCUUUCCUCCUCCUCUUCUUCCUCCUCCUUUAGAAAAAAGAAAGUGUUAAAGACACAGAAGAGUUGGCCAACAGCAAUGAGAAACUAGGAGGGAGAGGCCAAAAUCACCACAGGGGACAAUUAUGGCUUGGGCUGUGUACAUACAAGUGUGUGCGUGUGUAUUUGUGUGUGGUUCGUUUUGGGUUUGAUAGUCAUAGAGGCGUCGAAAACAGUCCUGGAAGCCUCUUUCUGUCCUUCACAGCUAUGUGUCCCCUCCUUGUCUCCUCUAGCCCUCCUUCUCUCUGUCUCUUUAAACCUUCCUUUCCGUCCUGUAAAAUUCACGCUGUCACUUCUGUUUAAACUCACUCCGUACACUAGAGCUACGGCUGCUGGUUGAGUCAAGCGUGUGUGUGUGUGUGUGUGUUGGGUUUCCAACAUUGAGUCCAGGGGCUUCAAAUAAAGGCAGCCUGUGGGUAACUUCCUCCUCGUCAUUAAGAUCUGUGAGCUUCUGUGUGUGUUGGCUUGUGAAAACAAAACUUCCAGGUUCUGUUGUUAGCGUGUAAUGAGACAAAGUUAUGGAGAAAAAACACACAACGCCGUAGUCCCCCCCUUAAACUAGUGAAAGCCUUUUAGCAAUGUGGGUUUUCUGGCCUGUUAUUAUUCCUGUUUGGGUUUGCUUUAUAUUUAAUCGGCUAUUUUCAAUUUGAAAGUCCGAACAGAACUGUAUGCUGCCUGCUUAAAUCUGUAGUUUAUAAGAAGUCAAACAUUCUUUCGUACAAGAAACACAGCUUCAAAUCAGCGCCAGUGUCGCCGCGUACCUGCUGUGCGUGUUUAUAGUUUUCUUCACAGUAUCAGAUGAUCAGAUAGAUUUACAGUUUCGGGACUCUUCAAGCUUUGAAGAUCCAUCAAAGAUCCAGAGUAGUGUGUCGUAGUGAACAACACUCAGGACCAUAUCUUAGAUGACCUCCUGACUGAAGACGAGCAUGUUUGACAUUAAAAUAGUGAAGUUGAAGUGAAAGAGGGAUGAUGAAGAGCUGCGAAAGGAAACAUAUAACAUCCCUGAAUUUAUAAUGUCACACUAGAGCUGGGCAAUAUGGCCUCAAAUCAAAAUCACGAUAUAUUAAGCAGUUCACCUCGAUAACGAUAAAUGGACGAUAACUACUCCACAAGCUGCUCACCCCCUCACUUUUGAACCAUCCUCCAUCUCCUCACAUGUCUUUCCCUCUUUGUUAUGGACUGGAUGGGGUGGAGACACAUCUUAAAGGGACACAAGACCAUAUCCUACCUACACACAUCCAAAACCGUCUUGUAUUUAUUUAUUUUUUUGACACUGUUGUAUCUGGUCUGUCUGUGACGUGUAGAUAGGAGUUUAUUACAAAGACAACACCAGCAUCAGAACAGCACCGUGGAUGCUUGGAGAGGACUGCCAGUGAUGUCCAGCUCUCCCAAACCUGAGUUUGUGAUCUUGUUAUAUAGGAUUAGAGGUUUUAGGUCCUCCUACAUCCUCUUUUUAUCUUUAAGUUACAUUUCUUUACCAGCUGCUUUACGCCUAUCUGACCUGCGACAUGCAAAGCCCCAACAGUUAGGAUGUCUGGACCAGGUAUCAUAAAAGAGACCCAAUGCCCGCACUUCACCAUUUGCUUAUCUCAGGCUAUCCCUGGGAAAUGCUUUAACACAUUGUAUGUUGGUGCUGUACUCCAAUAUAUUGACAUGGGCAAAAUGACGUCAAUUUCUGUAAAGGUAAAUUUUCGGUUUAUCGCCCAGCCCUAUAUCACCUUAUGUCGGUCUGUUAUAUUUCUUAGUCAAGAUCCUAAAAAAGACAAAAAGAUUGCGUUAGACCGUGGUGUUACAUUCCUUCCAUAGCAAAAAGGCACGAUAAGUAAGCGAACAAUAAAGCUUCACAAACACACUCUCACUUUCUCAAGGCCUUAUCCCGUCCUGCCCACUUACUGUAAACCUUCACAGUCAUGCUUCUUUGCCUCUGUUUCUGCCAGCACCACUUCAGAAGCAGUUUGCAUUCCUCCUAUGUGACAUUUACAUCGACUGUAAGGUGUAACAGCUCCGACAUGAACUGGCAAUGUAAAAUGGGCUUUAAAUACUCAUUUGGUGUUAACCCUGAAAAUGUUUUUGACCUUUUGAAAAGAUGGAUAAAAGUAACCCUCAGCCCCGCAGCUCUCUCUGCAUCUAUCCGAGCUGGGGGUUUCUUUUCUGGUCGUUGUCAUUAGACGUGAAGCAAGUUUCACAAAAAGAGGCCACACUUGCUUUUGUUCCUCCUGUCUCCCACCCUCUUCCCCCAACCCCUUUGCCCCAGAUCACCUGCCUGCCUGUUCUCCUCAUUGUUUCCACCUCUUUCUCUUUCUCUCUCUCUCUUCUGCAACUCUUCCCACUCACCACCCUCAUACACCAGCAGCAUGGAAAGCACUCCAUCUGAUCUGUUUGAUGUCCCCCAACACUCUUUUUCUGCCCCUAUCACUCCCCCUCCUAAGUCUGUAUCUCUAAAUCUUAUACGAGUAGGUUUAAGGUGGGACCUCCUACAACAAGGAUACCCUUUUUUUUAAUGUUGAUGAUUUUUUUAAACUAAUCUUUAACUUGAGGCCACAUCGAAACACAGUGAAAAAAAGAAAAAAACUUUCAGAAGUCUCAAGUGAAAGAGAAGAAAAAUACUUCAGGGCUGCAAGGUGACGACUGCCGAGAAAAGGGAAAGAAUGUUUCAGAGCUUUCGAGUGUGUGUGUGUGCGUGCGUGAGAUAAAGGUAGACACACAAAUGUGUGUUUGCAUAUGUAUAUAGUGUAAUUGUCUGUGACCCUGGCAGUUUUUUUUCUGCUCUGUGGUUAGACAGUUUGUCCUUCCCAUGAUUCCUCAAACCUCAGAGACACCCAGCCUCAAGGUUUAGUAUGUGUUUCUGUGCGAACAUGUACAUUUUUCUACAAGUGUGUGUGUUGUACAGGUGGGGGUUAGGGUUUGGAUUUGAUAACGGAGGACACUCAGACUCCCCCCCCUCCCUCCCCUUCUGUACCCCUCUGUUUAGGCCUUGAUAAGCGGAGCCGGAGCAGUCUGUGGGGGUUAGGGAUUCCUGUCUGGUACAGAAAAACACACACAUACACAUAAGAAAAGCACACACACACACACGCGCGCACACUGGGAUCCGCCCGCUCUGCAUUCCUGUGACCGACUAAGGAAGCAGCCUAGCCGUCUUCCCCUCCACUCCCAAAUUAUCCCCUUCUCCUAGAGUCACUGCAUACUUAUCACACGCCACUCUACCUCUCUCCCUAUCUGACUCAUGCGUACCUUGACUUUCUGCCGUGUUUUGGGCAUCCUUAUUCUUCUGCUGAUCACAAUGCAACAUCCGAUCACCUGGGAUUGACUUCAGUGUUCUUUGAGAGCAAGUGAAGUGUAAACAUACUAACUCUAAAAACUUCACUGGAGCCAAAUUGACCCUUUUAAUGAGCCUUUUUUUAUAUUUUAGAAAAAUAUAAAAGUAGUAGAUGACACAAAAGUAGAAGCACCGCUCUUAUUGGAAGUCACCUACAGGUGCUUUUUGGAUAUUUUAGGUUUGCUGUGCUUAUUUCUCAUGAAAGGGAAGUGGUCAGGUUAAAAUAUGAUAACACUGCCGACAAUAGCCUGAUCAAGACCUGAGGAGGUAAUGAUGCAUCGGCUAUUUUUAAGAUAUUUAUAAGCAGGGCGUUUUAAUUCUACACUAGAGCUACAAGGUACAAUCAAGUGGAUGUAAAGGAUAGAUAGUUUUUUUGGGGGGGAUUUUGAAAAUAAAAGAAUCAAAAAGUUUUUAUAGUUUUCCAUUUGAGAUUUUCAGUUCCAUCUGAAAAAUUUGACAAAAUUAAUAGGGGGGCCAACCUCAUGUCAUGUGGUUACUGGUCUCCCGUCGCUCUCUACUUCCCUAUGUUUCAUGCCUCUCUUCAGCUGUUCUUUGAAAUAAAGACAAAAAACAAACAAACAAAGAAAUAAGAUUUCCAAAAAUUUCCUGUGAAGUUCCUGAAAAUUCCCUCUUAAGUUUCCACGGGAAACACCAUUGGUAACCGUAGAUUCUUAUUGAAAACGCUCUGGAAAUAACCUUGAUUUCAGCUGCUUUUUUUCUGCUUGGUUCACUCUGUGUCCUAUUGAUAAAGAGUUCACAGUUGACCUUUAACCUUUUUACAAACUGUACUCAUCCUUUCACUCCAACUUCAACUUUUCACUCUCCUCCAUUCAUUAUGUGAUUCCUCCUUACACUGUCUCUUUUCUUUUUCUCUCUUUUUAUGCAUUUUACCCAUUCUCCCUCCCUCUUUCAUAGAUAGCUUUUAUGCCCCCCCCCCCUUCCUUCUCUUCCAGGGGUGUGUUGCCAGGGUUAAAAAGGGGUCAUGUGGUCUCAUGCUGCCCUUUUCUCUAAUGGCUUCUUAAUGAGAGAGUCAGAGAGAGAGGGAAGCAGGGAGCAGAGCAGUUUUUUAAGAAGCACGGUGAGAUAACAGUAGUGUUGCUUAGGGCACUGACUCUCUCUAAGUGUGUGUGUGUAUAAGAGUGUGUGUGUAUGUGUGUACCCAGUGCCUGGCUGACCCCUUGCUCCAUUUCGGGCCCUCUCUGAGCUCUGUGCUCUUCUCUGGGGAAAGAGGAAAUGACACGUUUGUAGGCUUGAAUAAGAGCCGGGGCUCGUCACAAGCAGUGUCCACUGGUUCUGGCUUGGAGUGGGUGGGUGGGAGAUGUUUUGGAGGUGAAGGGGGAGUGGGGGAGGGUGAGGGAAGGGGUGGGGACAGCUCUUUAAUUUGCACAGCUUCUGCUGAUUUGAUCAUAAGCAAUUAAUCUCAAUGGCUCGGCUGGGCUGCAGUGGGGGGAUGAGACGAUGAGCACAGUCUUCUGUAUGCAUGCGUCGCUUUAGUUUUCCCCCCUCUGUCCACAUAGCGUGAUUUCUAAUACUGCUAUCACACAGAGGAAGGAGCAUGCUGGGACUAUUUUGUGUCGCAUGUUCCCUGUAAAGCGAAAAGAGAGUUUUUCCAAGAAAGUUUGUCUGUUCACCAAAUGUCCCUCCAAAAUCUGCACUUUCUGAUCCGCAAACUGGAGUGUUUUAGAAAUGUUUGUCGAAGACUCCUGAGGUCACGAGACAUAUCAACCACACAUCGGCUUUGAAAAGAUUUAGAUCAAAACUUAAAAAAGCAAACUUGGAUUGACACAAUCCCUAUGCCUUAUCAGCUCAGUGUUGGCGGCAGAUCAGGAACUCUGAUUAGGGAAUUAGAUCUGCGUCAAACAGGGUGGCAUCUUCACAGGCUUUGGACAGCUGAGAGGCGUGAGGAGCGCAACAAGGUUCAGGGUCCAGAUCUUUCCUGCUGUGGUCUUGAGAUACAUCCAACUUUUAUCAGCUUAAGACUGACACAGAUCUCCCAAUGAUCCACUAACACUUAGCCUGCAGCUUGCGAAAGGUUUGGCUCGCUCAUCCACCUCUCAUCUGUCUCACUUCCUUCCCCCGGUUUAAUCCUGCGCUCAGUUCCCUCCUUUUUUGACCUGAACGCCCCUGUGCCCCACAAAAAAACGCCACGGCCCCGUCUCUUCUUUACUCUCUAUCUCCCUCUUUCUGCUUUGCCUUGUCUGCCAGUUUUCCAUCUCCCACUAUCUCCCUCGCCCUUGCUUUUUCCUCUCCAUGGCACCGCACUCCUCCCAUGCUGAGGCCAUAGCUCUCUCCAUUGUUGGAGGCAGGUUGCCAAGGAUACAAGCGCAGAGAGGCAGAGUCUUAAUGUUAUAAGAUGGGAGAGAUGAGCAGAGAGAAAGAGAGAGGGGGGAGAGGGGCAAUAGCUCUUGUACUCUAUGGUCACGGGUGGCCUUACUGCACACUAUGAUACCCAACUGAGGACAUGCAACAGACCCCGAGACCCCCGCCCCCCCUUCUCCCCUAACCUCCUCUCCCUGUGUGGAUGGAGCAGAGCGACGUUGACUGUGGAGGAACCUCUUGCACUGGUCCUCUGCUCUUUGUUUGCCGGUUGUGUCUGUAGUGCGCAUCUUCAUUUGUUGUCUUCUUGCACAUUUGGCUGGCAGUCACUUGACAGGAUCUCUUGAGGUCUGCGGAGCAUUUCUUCAUCAUCAAAAGUCGGAAAAGGUCAAACAAUAAAAAAAAAAGCGCUCUUGAGUUAUUAGAGGUCUUAUUUGUUGUUGUGUAAAUACAGGGUUCUUGAUACUGAAAUCUAAUAUACUGUACCGACAAAAAAAACCACAAGUCAUAUCUGCGCCUGAGUGUAAUUUUCUUUUAACUGUGUAAAGAAAUCUGCAAGUGUAAACCCAUUUAUUCCAAACUAGUUUAAUGAUCCAAAAAAUUAUGUUUCAGAGAUCAAACUAUUUCCUCAAAGCACAUCCUUUUGUAUCCUUCUUUGUGGCGCUAAUUUGGGGAAAAUUUGUGAAAAGCGCCCCGCUCCAAGAACACAUCGCCAACAGAUUUAGAAUAAAAGAAGAGUGUGAAGCAGAAUUCUCUCUGUAAUCGAGCGUGAUUAUUUGGACAAAUUGAGUUAUGUAUGAACAGGGAGAAAACAGCAAAGGAUUUCUUUUAAACUUUCACUUAAGAGUCGGAGAGGAAAUCGAGGAAAGGAGGUGGAUAAAAACGUGUAAAUACAAGAGUGCGAAUUUGACAGUCUACGUUUACCGAUACAGGACACAACCGGCGAUGCAGACAGCAGGUGCACACGCUUGUUUGUACGUCUUACAGUGUUUGUCUGUGAACUCACACGUGUUGAACAUUUGCACAGCAUGUCACGGUGGGCUCUUAGGCGCAUGCAGUCAGGGUCUUAUAUUUUGAGCAGGUGAUGAAAUGUAAGCCAUAAACACUGCUACUUGGAGACAAUUAUUCCUCUCCUGUGUCUAGUUUGAAUUUCAUGUGCUUUACCGUUGACUUUCCUCUCCUCGUGUACACUUUUUGCAAUCCACUCUAGGAUAUCCAGCUGUAAAUACAUUGACUUUGCCAACUUUUUCACGUUGUCAAACUCUUAAAAUCAUUUCCAGAGAGCAGUAAAGAAGUCAUUAUGACGAGCUAGUCCCCCCCCCCUCGAGCUUGUGAGCUGGUCAGAGAGUAUUAACCCACACACCAAUAACCCACAGGCUCUGUAUAGCAUCCCCACCCUGAGCCUUUUGUUGUCCUCCCUCCUCCACUUUCCAUUAUCUCUCCUCUCAACCUCUUUUUUUCUUCCUCUCCCACCUCACCCUUCAAACACGACCCCGGACCACACUGGACGGGGCUUUUGGGCACACGCUGUUCGCCAGUUUCCUCCCAUGAGCGUUCAUAAAGCCAAGACAUAACCUCUCUCUCUCUCUCUCUCUCUCUCUUUUACUCUCUCCCUCAAUCUCUCCAUCUCCCUCUCUUAGCUUUUAGCACAAAGCCCUGCGUGUCUGCCUUCCUUCCCCACCCAGCAUUCUUUCCCCAUGCAGACCUCUCCCCCGCUCUCUCUCUCUCUCUCUCUCUCUCUUUCUCUGACGACUUCCCUCCUACCCGCCAACUCGCUCAGCCUCACCCUACCUUUCAUUAGCCCACUCUUUAUCUCACACACUCACUCGGCUCGCUCUCGCCCCUACCACUCUCCUAUCUCGCCAGCUUUUACACUCCCUCUACUCUCCCUCUCUCUCUUUCUCUCUCCCUUUUUCCUCUUGUUCUCCCCCCUCAGUUGCUUUGGCUUUUGUUUCUGAUACAUCUUCAUUUAUUUCUCUCUCCCUCUCUUUCCCUGCUGACCCUAUUAUUUUUAUAUUCUCUCUCCCUCUGCCAUCAUUCUCCUCUCUCUCCCCCUCUCCUUCUCCUUCUCUCUCUCCAUCUCUCUCUCUCUGCUUCCCUCCCACUCUUCUCAGUCCCUCUAAGCUGCAUUAACUCCCCAGAUUACCUUGAGCCCUGCAAUCCUCCAUCCCCCACGCACUCAUCGCUCCCUCGUUCCCUCUUUCCUUCACUCAUUCACUCACUCACUAAGGCUAAUUUAAAAAAAAUAGAUUUACAUUUUUAAGGACUCUGUUACCUCUCAUGUUAUGUUACAUUUGUCAAUAGUUAAAUAAUUAAAUUUAGAAAAACUUGAAAAAUCUGUCCACUGCGCAUCACACACUGCCAACAUCUGGUAAGCAGUGGGACAGACACAGCCACAUUAAGCCCAGUCUGUCACCUCCCGCUCUCCGUGAUCACCUGUACAGUGUUUUAUCAGGACACGGCGCAACGACACAAAUCUACUCAGGAAAUCAGGAAAAUUGAAUGAACAUGAAAUUUGGUCAUAGGUCGCCAAAAACAUUAUUUUGGUCUUAACUCCGAUGUGUUCCCUCAGGUGUAAUAUUGCCACAUAGUAGCAUGUUUAUGUGGACCUUAACCCUAACCCUAACCCUUGCACAGAGAGCUUUCGAGGCAAAGAAAGUUAUAUACUUGUUGAUUUUAUUUACUCUUUCUGCAUCAGUCUUGUUCAAUUACAAAAUAGUUUGCUAACAGAGUCAAGAGUCAACGGUUGCUAUCAGUUGUGUCAAUAAACACUAUGAACUUCCUGUUAGAAACCAAGAAAAUAGAUCAAGACACCUGUACUAAACCUCUGAGGUAGCUCUUUCUGAAAUUACGUGAACAUCAGAGCUGGCAAGCGUCACGCUUUGAAUGUGACUGUCACGCAAUUUGACCCAUUCUCACACCACACUUGACAUUUCUCAGGCUUAUAUUUCCCUAUUUAAUACUCUGUAUUUAUUUAUUUAUUCAUGAUAAUAAACUAGGCUUGCCGUAGUUCGAGUAGCUGAUUGACUGAUCAAGAUAACCAAUCCAUCAGUCCUUUGUGCCAAACUCUAACCAACCACAUAAGGCACCAUGCAAUAUAAACCAAUCAAAAGCAAAGUAAGGGAGGUCUUGGCAUCUUUAACUAUCUUUCACACACAACAGCGCUGACAUUUAAAACCCACUCAACGUUAUGCAAUAUUGAUAAAUAAUUGAUUUUUGUUAAAAUCCUAGUUACAAUUUUUAUUCCUAAUUUAUGGUUUAUUAAGACUAGCAUUAGGGAGAGCAGCUGGCAUGGAGGUGAGGACAUCAGUCUUAAAGUAUAAAUCAACAUUAAAAAAGGCUAAAGUCUCACUCUUGUCAUUUUCUGAAACUUGACAGCCCUGCAUAAGAUCCUGAGAAGAAAAUUUUAGUGUACUGAAGAAAACAAAAAAGUUAAUGCUAAAGCUAUUAGCCGAAAUAGCUACAGUGGUGUUUGGUUAUUUAGACAAUAUCUACUCUUGUUGUUGUUUAGCUUUGUCUGCUAAAGAAAACAGUUCAGUACAGACACGAAAAACAGUUUAGUCGACUAUUGAGACUGACUUUCACUCACUAGGCUGGCUAACAACUAGUUCAAUACCAAAGCUAGUGAGAGACAGGUUGUUAGCAUGUUAAUGGCUAAUUUGAGACUUAAGCUAGCACCAGUAGGACAGCUAGCUAGGUUUGUUUGCCCACUUUGCUACAAUCAGCCUCCAAAAAUCAUGUGUAAAUAGUGUCAAAGGUCAUUUAGAAGCCUAAGCACUGACACUGGUCUAAGCGUUGUGCGCAUGUGUCAGUGUUGGAAUAGCAUGGAUGUGUUGCUAGGGAGCCAGGUUGUAAACAAAACCUUGACAGACAAAGAAAGACAUAACAAGAGGAUUUUUUUGCACCUCCUGCUAACAUCUUCAGAUCUCCUUUAGAUGCAUUUCUCCUUUUUUAUGCACACACACAAAUUGCCCUUUUUCCAGGGGAAGUGGUGUCAAAAACACACAGUUUGGAUUUUUUGGGCUGAAAUGUGGAGGGAAAAAAUGCAUUUUUCAGAUUUAGCUGCCUUACUUUAGAUUCACUAUCAUACACUCACCCCCACCAUCACUACCCACCUCCCUCCUACACCCCCUGUAACCUCCUCCUCACCUCUCCUCACUCCCCCUUCACUCACCCACCUACCCACCCACACUCCAUCACCCCACCUUCCACCUCUCACCCCACCGCUCUUACAAUCGCUGCGCUCCUCUCCUCUUCUCUCCUCCCCUCCUCCCACACUCUCUCUUUUUCUCCGAGCCCCCAGCAGUACCACCAUCACCACCAGCACCAUCAUCUCUCUCUCUCUCUCUUUCUCUCUUCCCUGUCUUUUACCACUCUCUUCCCUCUGUCCCUCCCUCCUCUAAAGCCUUCAGGCUCUGCUUGAUUUAUGCUUGCCCUCCCUAUCCACACACCCCACCACCACCACCACCACCCACCCACCACCCUUUCCUAUCUCUCCUGGAGGUUGUGGCCCGGCUAGUCCCUAAAAACAACAGAGAGGGAGAGAGAGAGAGGGAAAGAAAGAGAGAAUAACAACCUCUUUGCUUUCCAUCCUCCCUCCUUUUUAACCCAGCAUUUUUUUCAUUCCCCUCUCCCACACUGCUUUUUAAAUUGCCUCUGAAUUCUUGAGCUGUUUUAGUGCCUCACUCCCCCUUCUCGGCUGAAAUUACUUUUUACCCUCUCAAACUCUGGCAUGCUGAGGAAGCAGGUUCCACCUUCCCCUCCCGUCUCUUUGUCCACUCGAGGACAAACAUGCUAAUCACAUGUACAGUCCUCUGAGCUGUUUGUAAAAGGAGGUGGGGGGGAGCCGGGCUGGCGUUUUCUCGCCUCUCCCUGUGUAUAGACAUCAUGGCAAUUGUUGGAGUCUUGUGACAACACGGCUCUUGUCCUUUUCAACCUCAAGCCUACCGAGUCAUUACCCAGGCCGACUUGGGGCAAGGCCUCUUUUUUGUCUUACACACACACAUAGACACACACACACGCACACUAGGAGACACAGUGAACAGUCUUUCUCUUUUGUUUGCACUCCCAUACUCAAACAUGCACACAAGCCCUACUUUCUUCUCUGACAGCUCUCUUGUGGUCGACAAGCCUCAGUAACUCGUUGCUUAACCACCCUGGACUUUUUUUUUUUUCUCCAUUGUGUUUGGCUACUGUCUCUGUUGAUUUGAAGGCGUGGUGUGUUUGUGUGUAUGCGCGUGUGUUAGCGGAGGUGUUAAAGACGUGCGUCCAUCAGCGCUGAGGUCCUGCGAGUGUGCCCAAGUAGCCAGAGUGUAUUGUUUUGCAUCUAUUCAUCCAUUUAUCCAUCAAAAAAUCUGUAUUUUUAGGAAAACAGAAUCUCCCUAGCUCAAGAAGAAGAAGAUGAAGAGUUUGGCUGCAAAAACGGGGAUCUGAUAGCGUUCGAUGAAACACACAAGCGCGCUAAUACACACACACGCAUCGACACACUUCUCGAGCACAAUCAGAACAGAAGAUCAGGGGUCAAACCAGGUCAGCUGACCCUUCCCUCCCUUUUCAGGCCUUCCCUCUCCUCCUCUCUACUGCGUCAAAGCAAGCCCUCUAAUAACACAACUCCCCUUUGAAACACACACUCACUCACACACACACACACACACACACACGCUUCGCUCAGAUAUACAGUGCAGCCUCCAAACCUAGCACAUAAAACUGCAUCUUCUUUCCAUUAGCUGUAACUCUCUCAAUGGAUGAUAAAUGCAGUAUCCCUCACAACACAUUUGAAGAAUAGUUCAACACACACACACACAUCUUUUAUUCUGAGGCAAGUCUUAUUCCGCCUUUGCUUUUUCCCACUCAAGCCCCCACAUAGCUUGCAGCAUCGUCCACACUCUCUCUCUCCACACACACACAGACACACACACACACACACGAACAAAGAGAACCACCAUUUCCACAUAUUUGUCUCUCCUUUUAAAAGGGGGUUUUAUUUAGCAUAAAUGUUGAAGCCAAGGGUGCCCGGCUACCAUGGCAACCAAAUUAAACGGAGGAUCUCUUCAGAAAGCAGAAAUCUAAAUUAUUCGGACUCUUUUAUGAAGGGGAAAAUGAAAAUUCCCUCCACUGUACAGAGACCGCUGCACUGUAAAGGCAGAAGAAGAAAAGGAAAAAAGAGGAGAGGGGGGGAGAUAAUGCUAUUGUUUUUUUGUAUCUGACCAUGCACUUCAAAGCCAUAUCCUAUGUGAUUGAAAUUCAUAGGUUGUCUCAUGACAGCCAGCAUGUUAACACUCAGCAUAUGUGCACAAAGGAAUGAUGUAACCGCAGUGUCUCUAAAACUCCAGAUAAACCUAUUGCCUCUGAAAAGAUGCCACAAUAUGUGUGUCUGCAAAUCCUCGGCAAAAGCCACCGCAUGUAUGAUGAAAUCCAUAAGCUGCAUGCAUGGGAUUAGGUGCAACUGUUUUCUGGUGUGGUAAAUGAUUUUAUCUGUCGGAACAGGAUGAGGUUUAAGUAACACACCACCAUCUACGCAUGCAGGGCCCCGAUACAGCUUACAUAAGGGAAGGAGGAUUACGUGGUAUAUUCCGAUUAUUUGGCACAGGAGCCUGUUUGUGGUCAGCUGAAUACUAAUUUCUAAUAUCUCACGAUUAGGCGCUGAAAUGUGGAUAAAUCCUCCGAAAGCAGGAGACUUUAUGUUGCGUGGCGGAGUCUCAGCAGCACAGAGGGAGGCCUGUGCUAAAGUGUAAAACAGAGAUAUUAAUUUCACACAUUUACAGAGUUUUGACUGUUUUAUGCAAGAAAAUCACGUCUUUCCAUAACUCUGCCAUUAAACCCACAGUGUGUGACUGAGGCAUUGUUACUGUAUGACUGCGCGGAGGGCGGACAUGUUCCAUCUGUACGUGCACGCGUCCAGGGGAUGCUGGGAAAAGUGUUCAGGGGUCAUUCACUCGCCCAAUGAACAGAUGAGUGGAGGGAGAUGGGGGUCAGAGGUGGCUCUUUUUUCUCUCUCUCCCCUUUUGCUUCCUCUCCUUCCAUUUGUCUGCCUCUUCUUUUUCUCUAUAUACAUGUGUGUGUGUGCAUGGGUGUGUGUGUGUGUGUGUUUGUUGUUGGCCCACAGCAGAUCUAUGUUAUUGAUUGACUCCUGUGGCUGCUGGGCUGCCCACUGAAGGAGGGGGCAGAGCUCUAAUGAAUUCCUGCACCUCAUGCCCCCUUGCGCCAACCCCUACACCCCCUCCUUAAUUAACUUUGUGUGUGUUUGUGGGGCGGGGGUGUGCAUGCGUGGACGUGUGUUUUUUUGUGUGUAUCUUCUAUGCUGCUUCCUCCACAGCUCAACACCCCCGCUUCUACACUCCCCUGCCUUUUUUUCUUUCUUUCUUUCUUUCUGUCCGUGUCCGUGCCUCCUCUCCUCUUUCUUCAUUCCUCCUACUUUAUCUCCUUUUUUUAUAUCUUCCUCUGCGUCUGUGAGGAGUUUGAUGGCUGCUGAUUACUUUGUAUGUGUGUCACUCUUAUCUGUCGCGCCCCAUCUCCUUCAUCCCAUCCUCGGUAUCUCUCGUAUCUGUACACCUUUCAGGUGUAGAUCUAUGCGUGUAUGCGCAACUGUGCAUACAGAGCAUGUUUCCAUCAAUCUGAUCCAGGAUCAUUUAUCCGUACUGGGUGUGAAAAAUGACUGACGUGUGCACGCGUGUGUGUAUGUGUGUGUGUAAGCGCGUGCAUAAGAGAGAGACAGAGUGGUCAACAUUGACCCAGUAGGCUGUGAGAGGGCUGCAGACCCAUCGGUAUUCCAGACGUGGAGGCAAACUACUGUCUCUGUCACCUUGACUCCCCCUGCAGCAGACGAGCAGCGGGCUGCACAGGAAACACUUAGCACUACCUGACUGUAGUUAAAAUGGACAAUAGAGCUAUUUUGUUCCCUCACAUUUUCUCAUCUCUUUCUUCUUUCCUUCCAUUCCCCCUUCUUUAUUUUUGAGCCCCACUUCCUGUUAGGAUGGAAACAAAUCCCAAAAAGGCUUUAGAUUUUUGACUGUUGCAUGUGUAUUUAUUUUGUUGCAUCUUUUUCAACUGUCUGGCCGUAUGAUAUAUCAUUUAAUUGAAAAAUUUAUUUUCUGUUUUCAGUGUAAGUACCUGAUAAAAUUCACUAAUGCUAAUGCUGGAAUAUAAAAAUUAGUGCACACUGAUCAUCUGUUGAUUAAUGUGCAUUUUCUUAAUUUGAUCAAAUUAGUUAAACUAAAGUGUACCGCAAACAUAAUCAGGAUUUGUCGCUUCAAAUUUGUGUAUUUAAAAAGGAUGAUUGUAGACUAAUAUUUUACUUCAAAUGAAGUUUUUUUUGGCAUAGGUUAAUUUUGUCUUUCCAGUAACAGAAGCAUCUUCCUUAUCAUGUGUAUUGCUGGGAGGUAUCAUUAGAUUGUCAUCAUAUUUGGAAAGGUUGCCCAGAGGAGAUUAGGCAGAGAUUAGGUCAGAAUUUUCCUCCAUCUUUGAAAAUUUACACCUUGAAAAAAAACACGUUUUAGGCAAUAAUUAAAUAGGAAAUCAAAGUUUUACAAGCCAUGUAAAUUCAGGAUGCUUUCACACCUGGAUCUAUUUAACCACUUGUAUUGUCGUUCAUCCAUUGAGGGUGUAUACAGCGUAAUGAAAUGUUGUUACUCCAGACAUAAUGAUCUGAUGUUUGCAGUGAAAACUAAAUUUAACCCAGUAAACAGCUUUUUCAAUGGUGAAUGAUGUCCCACAUUUACCGACAAGCUCACCUGUUGAAAUGUUAAUGAGGCAUUUGACCUCCUUGCUGCUCUAAGUCAAUCCACAGCUUAUUUUGUUAGCUCGUUAACUAGCUUACAUUAGUCAGUGUCUAAGAGCCAGCUUCCCACAAUGCAAAGAGUAACUGGCAGUGUAAAUUUCAUGUACAAAAUUGUUUGUCAACUCCCUUUAUUUUACGACUAGCUCAAAGUUUCUGCUUAUAAAACUAAAUUGUUUAAGAUGGAUGUUUAACAUGACUGUUACCUUAAACUGUGUUUAAACCUUGUGUGGAGAUAUGUUUGAGAUCAUAUUUAACAGGAUGUUUGAUUAUAAUGAUAAACUUUUGGUCACUGAUGGUAAAGAUGCAGCUGAGAGCGCAGUGAACCGUGGCUGUCCAGUGGCAUUUCUUGGAUUCAAGGACACCAGGGGCUGAGACUGGCACCCCUAACCCUAACCCUAUCAGAAGAAGAAAGAAAUUAACAUUUAACAAUAGUAGCCACAGGAAGAAUAUCUGAUAUCUGAUUGGUGAGCAGGGUGAAAGUGAAAGUGUUAAAGCAGUGAAACAGAGGAGAUACCAGUACAACCUUGAUACCACUUUGAUUGAUUUAUUAAAUUUUUAUACAGACAGAAAACACUUUGACUAAUACUAGACUGAAAAUUAAAAGGCAUUUCUAUCCAAAGACUUAGACUUAAAAUAAAAUGGCUGCCAAAAGUAACACAGGUGACUGGUCAGGUGGCUUUUGCUUACCUAUGCAAUGAAAAUAAAGGAGGCUGUUUCGAGGACAGUCCUACAAUGAUUACUUUUGACCACUGCACAGUAUGUGACCAAAAAAGAAGACACUGUGCUGUAUUAUGAUGCAAAUCAGACUGAAGCAAGUCAAUCUACUCAGUCGAAAAGUAAGGAGACUAAUCACAAAACACUGAAUUACAUAUCAAAGACUGUUAUAUCAUAACAGAAGUCACCACCUUUUUAAAGGUACAUAGUGAAGUCAGCACUUUAAAUUAUCAGUAACAAACAAUAGAACAAUUUCCAUCCAAACAUCCACAAAUAAUGACAAGAGUUAAACAUAAAGGGCAUCAUAUUCAGAAACCCAACAUUGAUCCAGUGGUAAGAAAAGUAGUUUUAGCAGAAAGAAACCUUGAUCAGAUCCAGAUCCUGCAAACAGAUGAGCUAUAAUACAUUACAUCCUUUAAGGUGUAAAUGUGUGUUUACCUCCCCAUUAAGGGUUAAUUCUAACCAUCAAUGCAUCACCAUCCAGGAAUUAUAUUGUAUCUAUUAGGAUGUCAGAAGGUUUCUGUCCUAAACAAUCACACAUAAUAAUGCACAAACGCCCACCCUGAGGCGUCUUGUGAGUCUGCAUCGGCAUUAAGAAGUCUCUGUGUGCGUGUGUUUGUUUAAAGUGUAGACAAGCGUUUCUUUCAAAGUCUUUGAGUCUCUGAUGUGCGUGAUGUGUAUUUUUGUACACGUCUUUGUUGGAGAAAGCAACCUGUCAUCAGUUAAAUGUCAAUUAGGAGGCAAUGAAAGUGUGUUUUGUGUCUGUAUUUGCCUUUGUGUGUGUGCGUGUGUGCGUGCAUGUGUGUGUAUGUGUGUGUGUGCGUUAAGCAGAGUUGUCGUCAGCAGUGUGGUCUGACAGUCUUGUAGAUCUACAGUGGAACCUCCAGCGACAUGUCUGCUGCUGACAGCUUCUCUACACACUCUGCUUUCAACAACACUGAUGGCUAAGCACACUCAUGCAGACAUACGCACACACAUACUCUCUCACACAUACACACGCACCACGUCUACCUCCCUCUCUUCUCUCUCUCUCUCUCUCUUUCUCUCUCUCUCUCUCUCUGGCUGUCUCCGUAUGAUCUCCCUGUAUUUUUGUUGACUGGUGAUGAUGAGGUAUGUUAGGGAGUUGAGGAUAGAGGGAGAUGAUUCAGAGAGUGACGUGUUGGUAGUCACUACUGAAAACACAGGGUGGUGUAAGUGAUGACUGGGCUGAGAGGUUUGAAAGGAUUGGUUUAAUACGAUGGUUUUUGUGUUGUGACACUUGGAUAAAACCUUAAAUUUUUACAGCUAUUCAGGCAGAAUGUCAGGGAUUUUAAGUUUGAUGAACGUUUCUCUUUAUCCUCUUUGAAAGCCUUUCACAAACCCAACAAAAGGCAGAGUUUUCAGGCAGUCCUGGACAUAAACUUGUACAUAUUUUGCGAGCUAGUUUAACCGAAAAAAGAAAGGCCGAGAUAUCAGUCAACGUUGGCCAAAAAAAGGUCACAAGAUCCUCACCUCUCCUCUCUUACGUCAUCUCUUUUCAGGGGCAGACGUGACCGAACCCAACAGCUCAGACAGCCGCGGUGAACGCCUCGACUUCUUCCUCAAACAGGAGGAGGCUCUGACCACAGAGCCCAGCUACCUGGGUCCCAACGAAUCCGAGGAGGUCGGAGGAGGAGCCGGGGGCGGGACCAUCUCAUCUGUGGCCAAUCUGAAGGCGGCGCUGAUGAGUAAGAACAGCCUGCUGUCGCUGCGGGCUGAGGUGAUGGGAGAUGAUAACCCCUUACUGUACGAGUACCUGCCCAAAGGAGGACACUCCCUGUCCUGUAAGUCGCUAUUUCUUAACACUGUGUGAAUACUGACAUUAACACACACUCACACACACACACACACACUCAUCAUUACUCAAAUUUGCUGUAUCUUUGGGUACAAGCUCAUGUGUGAGUACCUGUGUAACAUUAAACACACAAACUCGACCACUUUUGACAUGAGUAUCCUCUACCUCGACACCUCAUGAGCCACUUUCUGGAUAAAUCUGAAUGCAUGCCCGUUUGUGUGUGUGUGUGUGUGUACAUGUGUGUGUGGUGCCACUGGAGUUUGUGUGGCAAUGCGAGUGAUGACUAGUCAGCAGUGACUCAGUGAGAGAACAUUUUGCUGGGAUCGCUCUCGGUGUCGUGAGAAAAUUUGUUUGGUUUUAUGUGACAGUUUCUUUGUGCGUAUCAGUGGGUCGACGGCUGUGUUUCACAGCAGCAAAAUAACACAACAGAACUGCAGCAACUGUUUGCACAUUACUUAUUUUACUAUUACUUCAGAUUUGCUCUCCUCGACUCCGGCGCUGCUGAAAGGCACUUUUGAAACACGGAGCGGAGUGUUUGCUUUUCUUUAAAAAUAACACACGUUUAAUGAAUAAAGAUCCUCUGAGUUUGAUUUGAUUUGAAAUGGAUUGUGCAAAAUAUUGUAUUUAUAUUUCAUUCUUUGUGAAAAUGUAACAGAUUUUUAUUACAAGUGCACAUUGUUUAUAUAAGAGUCUGAAUUUCUGUCUAUAUGUGUGGUAAAACGAGCUCAGAUUUUUCACUUUCAGCCUUCCUCUACUUAGAAUAAACUCUUAUUUUAUUCUCACAUCAAUAUUAGAUCAAUAAACAGCCUUAUUCGUGCUUGAUUAGCCCACGUUAACCAGAGAUUUUCUCUUCUUUCACUCGGUUUUCUCUUCCUUCAGUGAGGGUGUUAAACUGUCAGUGUGUCUAUGUGUGUUUGUGCCAGCAUGAGUGUAUAUUUGCUUGAGUCCAUGUUCGCGUGGGCACUUUUAUUUUUCUGUGUGUGUGCGUGUGUGCGUCUGUGUGUGUGUGUGUGUACAGAACUCCAGUGUUUGUGUUUCUUUUUGCUUCCACUGGCUAGUAAUUGGAUCUUUUGUCCUGAGUUCUGCCUGCCUUUGUGAGCGGAAGAAAAGCAAAAGGAAGGGUACAACUCCGAGCAUAGUCAUGCCUUUUUGAGCUGAGCCCCACUCACCUUCAAAAUAAAAGACAGGGCUGCGACUGAAUAGGCCGAAACACACGUUUGCAGUCGCACAUCGGCGCUCACAUCGCGCACACACGUCACAUCACAUCACCCCCUUUUGUGUAAGUGUUAAGUGUGUGGGAUUGAGAUGUUUCUGUUGGCUUAAAGAGCAGAAUCAGAUGCUGUCACAGCACAGAUAGACAGCCUCACACACUCUAGAAAAGAGAAGAAGAGGAGGCUUUUUCAAACACACUCACACUCCACAGAAACACCCUGCCUUAACUAAAUGAAAAGGAGAAUUCGGAGAAUGUUAAUCAUUUGCUCUCUGCACCGGGUUGAAGAAAAAAAAGAAACAUGUUAAAUGAGUCUUAUAGCUGUAUUUCAGUUGUCACCAGAGAACCCUUGGGGAGGUUUUUGGUUAGCCGAACCCUAUUUUGAAUUCCCAACACAAUAGCUGUUGGGGAAAUGGGCUUGUCGAGGUAGCCAACAACCUCCCCUCCCUCCCUCCCUGAGUCUGUCCCUGCUUCUAAAUGAGGACAGAAAAUAAACAAACACUGUACCUCAGAUUACUGGGCGGAGGAGAAGUCUGCCUGGCUUGACAGAUCACUGCUCCCUGCCUCCCUCUUUCCAUUCAGCCUUAUUUCCCCCUCCUCCUGCUCUCCCUGUUUCUCCUUCACCCCUGCUUAACAUCCUUCCUGUCCUUUUCUCCCUCCCAUACUCCCCCUCCCUCUUCCUCCUUUCCUCCCAUCCAUUUCUCCUUCACCCCUACUUAACACCCAUCCCUCACUCUGUCCCGCCUCACUCAGGCUGGCCCCUUGCAGUUCCUCCUUAUUUGUCUCACUUCUGUCUCUUUACCCCAUUUUUACUUCAGCUGCGGAGCAUCAAAGUAUGUCGGUUUGAAAUCCUGGGAAAGUAUUGAUCUUUUCAGAGAGGAGGUAGAGCAAGGUCACCUGGUCUGAUUCAAGUGAGACCUGUGAAUAUGAGCAAAAGGCCUUGACUUAGCUUCCGCCUCACCCCCUCCCAUCUCCCUCUCAUUCUCUCUUUUCGGUAUAAUUGACUCUUUAAUAAAACAUGCUCUUCCUAAAGUUUCAUACAUUUAAAAACAGAGAAUCAAUUCUCGGCUGUUCCACCAUUAAAAACCUCUCUCCUGUUAAAUCUAGCAUCUCAAAAUGAUCCGACCCCUACCUUGCUUGCCAGUCUAAUGCACGUCCCCCCCGCUCUUUGCCGUCUUUUGCAUGGGUCACGCACUGCUUCUUCCAACCACGCAGAAUGCCAAAUUCCAGUGUAUCCUGUCUGUUAGUCAAUCAGCUUCCUGAGUCCAAUUAAGAUCACUUGGAUUGGGCCCUGUCACACCUGUCUGCGUUACAUAAUCAAUGCCAGACAAUAGAAUUUGCUGGACUAUCCCCUUGUGCUCCUGUCCACUGUGUGUACCAGCUGUAGAGGACAUCCAAUUAACCGUAGGGAUCAUACUGCCUCUAUUGAACUUUUCUCUCUUACACUUCACAACUACACUUAAAAAAUCAUCCUAUGCCUUAAAGUAGCUUCCAAAACCUACAAGAUUGCCCUCCUAACAAUUUGUGGUUUUUAUUAACUUUUUAUGAAGGAUUUUUAAGAUAUAAAAUUUGGAACCUAUGGUUCUUCAUAAAUGAAUAAAGGGUAGCAUAACGUCCUGAAAUCUGAUUGGCCACUUUAUAUGCCAGCUCAUAAGUCUUAGUUACGAUUAGCUCUUGGCCUUGCCAGAGGCGGCAAUUGUGUUUUAGUCAACUGUUUGAGCCGUGUUGUAACAGCCUUUUGUAUUUCAAUGUUUCAAUUAGGGGUUGGAAUCACUAGUGGCCCAAUGAUACAAUAUUAUCACGAUAUUUGGGCCACAAUACGAUAUUAUUGCAAUUUUGGUAACACUUUACUUGACGCCUAUCUCUAUAACGCAUUAUAAAUAUAAGUAUAUGUAACUCACUGGCAAUGCCCAUACACAUAAUGCAAUGCAACUGUUUUUAACAUUUAUAACACAUUAUAAUACCUGACCUUGUAAGUCAUGAUAAAAUGCUUGAUAAUGUGUUAUGAUUAUUGCUAUAAAGCAUUAUGAUCAUUUAUGAGUGUUUAUAACUAUAGUUAUACAGUGCUAUAACGUGAUUAUAACACAUUAUUCAUGUAUUUAUAAUGCGUUACAGAGAUAGGCGUCAAAUAAAGUGUUACUGUAAUUUUUAACAUUUUGCAAUACAGUCAGUAUUGUGAUACAAUAUAUUGCGAUUUAUAUAAUUUUUUUCAACUGUUAAGCCAAUUUAUUAUUUGGCUUUCCUUUAUGUUUGUCUUAUUUACACAGUUUUUUAUUUUCAUGUAGCAUAUCUUGGAAAACCUUGUGUAUAUAUAUAUUAGUUGUACUAACUUUCUCCUACUCUAUCAUGUCACCUCAGCCAACCUCAGUGGACAAACAGUUGAUUUUUUUUUUUCAUUUUUAUAGAUUUGACUUUAUGUUAGCAAUUAAUUUGAAAAAUCGAUACUAGGUGAAUUAGACGAUUUGAUAUAUCACCAGACAAAAUAUCAUGAUACUAUGCUGUAUCGAUUUUUUCUACCACCCUGAGUUUCAAUCUUUAAUCAUAAGAGAAUUAGGCUAACAUUUAUGCAUACCUUGCCACCUUGUUUUAUAUUCCAUAUAUUUCUUUAUCUUUCUGGUACUUUAGUUCUCAUUUGGUCCGUCAACUCAUUCUCUUUUGAUUGAAGGUGCAUUGCAGAGGCUCUGAACCUCAUUACUACUCUCAGAUUGACUUUACAUGAAUUAAGGAGUGAUGACUUAAUCUUAAAACUCCUGUAGUCAGAGCCUUCGGGUAGAUUUUGAGAAAAGGAGAGCCAGAGACCAGAAAUCUUGCAUCACAAAAAGCCGCCUAUUUGAGAAGACUCCUGGCAGCUAAUUAUGAGAAUGGUGCAAAUUUUGUUUAUCUCCAGCCGGCUGCCUGCCUGAACUAGCCCACAGGCAAUGCUCCAUUAGUUAAAAUAGAUAUGAUCAAGAGAUACUGAAAGAGAGAUAAAUGCUGUUUUGCUGCGUGCAACCCCGCCCCUCCCAUCCCCCUAAAUCAUGUCCUCAUUUGGGCCACCUCAGCCCACAAAGUCUGGAUCCGCCCCUGUAAAAGUGGAAAUUCUCAUUUAAAGGUCACUGACCUUUUGAAGUAGCUGCUACUUAUAGGAGCCGUCUUAAACAAUAAAUCCAAUCCAGGGGUGUGUUUCAUAUUUUUUUUAAAGGACAAAAGUAGAAAAACAAACUCACAAGCAGUCAAGAGUUAUUGUUAGCACAUUACUUAUAGCCUUUUAACAAUGGAGUCAUGAAGAACCCCAAUCCUAUCUGGCUAUUUUCUGCUAACAGGCUUACAAAGUUUUACUUAAUUAGGUUUUGGCAAGUCUUCAGUCCCCUUAUAGUAACCUGGUCCAUAUGAGAGGUCACUCAAGUUAGACUAGAUAUAUCACUUCCGCUACAGCUCUUUCUGUCCUGCGUUGAAGUGAUUCAGUUGUUCUGCAUUCAUGGUUUUUAUUUUUUAUUUUUUUGUGUUUUUUACUCGUGUAGCUGUGCGGUGAGUCAGCCUGCUGUUAUUUGUAUUCUCCACAGCUUGCCAGACACGACUGCAAUAUUAAACUCACCGAGACAAGAUUGCAAAAUUUACAGUUGUAUGUUAAAUUCUGCAAGAGCUUAAAAGCAAAAGUUCAACUCUUUUUUUUUUUUUUGUGCAGAUUUAUUCCGUGAUAAUCUCGAAGAAGUAUCCGCUUUGGGAGCAGCGUUUGUUAAUGAGCCGCUCCCUCUCACCUGUAGCUCAUCCCUCCGCUCUCUGCCUUCUUAAUGUUCUUCUUCCAUCUCUCCAGGGGGGUGGGAGAGAAUGGGAGAUAGGGAGUUGAACAUUUGUGUGUGUUCUCAGUAAGUGGGAGUGGGGAGUGUCGGGCGCGGUAGUUUAACAUUCCAGGAAUCCGUCCAUGGUCGAGCCUCAUGGUUGUGUGAUUCUGUCCGUUUUGCAGAGGAGGGCAAUGAAUGGCUAACCCACUGCAUAACUCUGGAGACAUUCCCCAAAACACUGCCCACACAUGCAUAUAUUCAUACGCACACACACACACAUUAUCCAGAGUAACCUGCACUUUAUACUUUGAUUCAUUAUAAGAGAAACAGAUGCACUCUCUGCAGCAGCUAAUGGUGAUAUUAAUGUAGCAGAAAAAGCUCUGAGUGAAUUGUUAUGGAGUGCUGAAGGGUUUGUGUGAAAUUUAAAAUUCCUCAUCCAGCGGGCCUUAACUUGUUGCUGGUAAACAUCUUACACGGUCCAUGUAGUCGUCCUUUACCCUGCGUGUACAAAAAGUCCUCACUCGAGCUGCAAGAUGGCUCCUCUCCAAAACAUUCUCCCUCCACGCUACACAGGAUCCUCAAGCCCUCUUCCUUAUAUGCAUUUUACCCGCUCACACAAGUACAUGCACACUCUCACACAAAACACACACACGCUGCCAUCCUCUGCGCACGCAUGUGGGUGGAAGGAGAAGGAGAGCAGAGGAGCGAAAGAAAAAGAGAGAGAAAGAGAGAAGAGAAGCCCUAACCCUUUCCCCUCGGCUGGUGGAAAGUGAAACUUCAGAGUUUUUCUUCCUCCCCCUCUCCGUAGUGUUUGAUAGCGUAGCACUGGCAGCCUCUGUGUGCCCCCCUGCCCACUCUCUCCCGCUGUGUUCUGGUGGCCAGCUGCUAGCAGACUUGCAGUUGUACGUGAGUGGGUGGGUGAGACUCGUUUCCUGUGCUCCUCAGGGCUCCGCUCCAACAACUACUGCAGCACACUCCGGCCAGGGGCCACGGGGGCCACUAUUCAUAACAAACAGGGGGCUGGCUCCUCUCCUCCUCCUCCUCUUCCUCUUCUUCCUCCUCAUCUUCCACCAUCACCACCUCCACCACUACCGCCAUCAUCCUCAUCAUCAUCUUCAACAUCAGCAUACUGCCCACCCACUCCACCCACGCCACUGCACCCCUCUGAGCCUCGGCCCCUGGAGGCCCCCGGUCUGCGGGCUGGGGCGACCCCGCUGCGCUCAGAAGGGUUGGACAUGGAAGUGGAAGAGGCCCCUGAGGGCUCCGAGCCCUCCACCUUGCCUGAGGUAAGCGAACAUAGAGCCUGGCUCUUCUCCAGGGCGGAGGCUGUUCUCUGGGUACCACUCCACCAGUCAGAUAAAAGUUUGUAAGAAUGAGCGGAGUUAGCAUCCAGGGGGCAGCUUCACCCUGCUUCUGCACACAAACACACACACAAAUACACACAAAUGUACACAGAGGGGGGUUGAGCUGAUAGAGAACAGAAAGUAACUAACAAAUACUUGGACUAUGAGUCUCAUGAGCAGGUGUGUUAACAGCAGGGUGUACUCAGGAGGCACAGACCCCUCCCUAAAAUCUGAUUGGCCACCCCUGGUGCCAGUCCACAAACUAUGAUUGCCAAUCAGCCCUGUCAGAGGCGGGAUUCAAAGUUUUUUGGAUAUUUUUUUGAUGCCAUGGCUUUUGUAGACAUAUCUAUUUUGAGUAUGGCAUGCUAGAUUUAAUUGUUAGCACUUUUUUGUACACUAAUAAAACAACAAAUUUAAAUAGAAUAGAUCAGAUCAGUGGAAACCAAAAUGGCAAACUGUGUUAUUCAGUCAUGUCUUCAUAAGCUAGGGAUGGGAAUUGAGAACCGGUUCUAGUUGAGAUCCAGUUCCAAAUGAUUCAAUCCAUCGACAUCAUUUAUAUUUUAUCUCAAAUUCCCUUAACGAUUCCUUUCUUCCGGUUGCCUUGAAAAGCGGUCUUGCGAGUGCCAGCCGACACGAACGAGACCAGAGAGAGAGAAAAAAACAUGACGGAAGGCAUAAAAAGUAGGCAGAAACGAGCUUAAGUGUGGCUUAAUUUUACUAAGAAAGUCGACAACAGUGUAACUUUUGUCGAUAACAUGCAAAGGUGGAAACACCAGCAACAUGCUUAAACAUUUGUCAUCGGGGCAAAUAUAAGGAGUCACAGGUAUUCAAUGCUUUCCACCGGUUGUCAGCCGCUGCUGCUCCAUCUCAGCACGGCAUAGAAGGUACUUAUGUUAGGGUGACCAUACGUCCUCUUUUACCCGGACAUGUCCUCCUUUAGGGGAGCUUAUAAAAUCCUUCAAAUGUGCGGAACGAGUAUUCAUUCAUUACAAAACAGUGCAGCGCAUCAGUGCUCUCUGCAGCUCUGCUCCUCUGCUCACUUCUAAGCAAAGCCACUGAUGCAACGCAUAUAUGCACUGUCUUUGGGAAUUUAGAAUAUGUGUUUAACUGAGUUAGAAGCACAUAUAAAACACUAGACCCGACCAAAGAACACUCAAAAUUUCAAGUCCACCCCGCGUAGUAGUGUCCUCUUUUUGGGGAUUCAGAAUAUGGUAUGGAAUAAGGUAUGUCCUGUGUUAAUAUGAGCACAAUGCACGCCAGAAAUGCUGUACAAAUAGCAUUUCUGUUUUAUGAUUUUUAGACUCUCACUGAAGAUGGCAUAUAUCUUUCAGUUACCAGAGUUAAAGGUGAAAACCUAUAGUCUACUUUUUUUUUAAAAUAAGAAAGGCAUUGAUAAGGGAUCGUUAAAGAAUUGAAUCGAUAAGCAGAAUCGAUAAUGGCAUCGAUAUCGAUAAAAUCUCAUCAAUUCCCAUCCCUAUUAUAAGCAGAGCUGGGCCCACAAUCAUGAACCUGUUAACCAUGAUUUAUCACAUGACUUUUUUAUGAACUCUACCAUUUAAAAAAAUGAUUUUCAAAGCUUUAAACUUCCAUUUAAACAACAUUUUCUUCAACCAAGUCAUUUGAGACUUGCCUAACUUCACUGAAGAAAAGCAGCUCUCUGGCAGCUGACGGCAUCUACACCGAGCUGGGGAGCAGCAGCUAACAAUUUGGCUACAACAGUCUGCUCUUUUACAUAAAAAAUACUAUGAAGAGCUGUUUAGGAGCCAAAAGAGCCAAGUCAUGCUUAGCCAAAUGAUCUGAAUCACUCAAGCCUAUACACUGAGGUCUUUUACUGGAGUAAGAAAAAAGAUCAUAACCCUGAUCUUACAUGGUAAGAUGGAUCUCAGACAAGUUAAGCAAGAGCACUCGGCCUUUGUAGAUUUGAUGUAGCCGUUGCUGGAUCUUUAUGGAUAAAAGGUGUUUGGAUUCGAUCCUUUACUGGACUUGGAUCCUGGAAACUCUCUGCAUUGCUUGCAGAAAGGGGACCAAAUCCACUAGACUUUUUUUUAAUCAGUUUUGAUGUUAAUGAAUGGAAAGUUUACAUCUUUGUAAAUAGAUAAAAGGUUAACAGAGUCAGUUUUUUAUUAAUUGUGCCCACCUCUGUUUUUGAGUUAGGGUUAGGGUUAACAAAUCUAUCUAGACAAAAACUCUUUACAAGCCCCUGCUCACAAGGAGAUGUAGAGGUGAUUUCUCGCUUCUAUAUCCACACGAACAUCUGCGCUCAACCCCUCUCUGUGUCUUAUUCUCCAUGAGGAAUCUAACUUUUUUUCCCCAAAAGAAACGUUUUCUUUCGCCUUUCUCUUCUCUCUCUUUGUUUUUUUUUCUCCUCUCUCUGUCCCUUUCAGAUUUUCUAAUUCUCCACUCUUGCCUCCCUUUAGCGUAAUCUUUUUUAAUAUAGCUAGACCCUAUUCACCGUCAGAGCCAGGAGUCUUUGCUCAGCAUUAGCGCUGAUGUAGUUUGUAGUGGUUACAUUAGAGAUGACACAUCCAGUCACAAUGGCGGCGUGUGCUCAGAGAUGGCAGAUAACGGCCAAGGUGCUGAGAUGAGACUGAGUAGAAUCAAUACAAGUAGACAAUGAGAGGUUUGCUCUCGCAGCCCAGGAAAUUGUUUGUUCUGCUGUGUGUGCAUGUGUGUGUGUGUGUGUGUGAGAGAGAGAGAGGGAGAGAGUGUGGGCGUGUGUGUGAGUAUGGCAGUAUGAGCAUGAGUUUCGUGCCAGUCAGUGUGUAUGAGUGUGUGUGUGAGCAUUUAGGAGCAGCAUUUGAUUUCAGCGGACCUGCCUCCCAACAAGCCUCCCUAUCUCUACGGACAAGCCAUCUGUUUGCCCAGUGCAUGGUGUUCUGUUCUUAGAGAGGAGGAGGAGGAGGAGGAGGAGGAGGAGGUGUGGAGUGUAAGGACAGAGGAAAUAGGUGGGGGUGAAGGAAUUGCAGAGACAUGGAGUCGAUGGAUAAGUUUAGAUGGGAUAUAGAUGAGAGAAAAUAGAGGGGACAGGUGUUUUUGAGUGCAUGUGUAGAUGACAAUAUGAACACUGUAGAAGAAGCUAACAGCUCAUUCUGUUUCAUAGCGCAGCUUUAACAUCCAGGAGGUGUCGCCUUUGUACAACUCUUUUUUUUUUUUCUUCUCAGUUUGCUUCUUAAUCUUUCAAAAUGUGUCUGUUUCUAAAACCAUUCUGAUCUGUGCUUUUUCUUUUUUCCAUGUUUGUUUCUCUGUUUUUCCCUCAUGUGUGAAUAAAGGUUGUCUUCACAGCUUGUUUCACCUGCCUGCCACCUGCAUGCCCAGACAGCAUUCCAUACAGAGUGUAGAAAUGUGCAUGUGUGUGACAUAACGGGAUGUUUUGUUGCUUACAGGAAGGUGUGAAAGACAGAGAAAAUGUGAAGGAAAACAGCACAGGUAUGGCUUUAACGGUUCGGAUUUACAAGCAUGUCAUCUUUUUAACUUGAGAGAUGUCUUUAAGCUGAUCUAUUUUCGUCCUUGUUUCUCCAUUAGCCUUGGAGGGUAACCAGUCUCCUAUCGAGAGGGAUCAGAUGGGUGAAGAGAGCUGCACUGGGGGCUCCACAGGGCCUGCGUCAGUGUCCGUGGUUGGCAGAAGGUCUAAAGGGCUGAUGGUGCCGGGCGAUGACAAAAGAAUCCUGCCAGAGUCCGCUGUCUGGCCCUCUCAGGGGUUCGCCUGCUCCCUGUGCAAACGGCUGUUCAGCAGCCUGCAGCAUCUCAGGGAACACGAGUACCGCCACACCAUGUCCCUCAUGGCUUUGUCCCUGGACUGGCAGAGCAUGCAGGGUCCCCACCACCAAACCAGCCAGUCCCUCCACCAACAACAAUCACAGUCUCUCAACCUGCACCAGUCUCUCUACCGCCAAUCACCGGCUGAGCCGGCACCUGCCCGCUACCUCUGCUCCCAGUGCCCCGCCAGCUUCACCCUCAAAUCCAACGCAGACCGUCACGAGAAGACAAUCCACUUCAAGAAGAAGCUGAUGCAGUGCGUGUACUGUCUGAAGCACUUCAGAGACCGCACAGACCUGCACAGGCACCUGUCCUCCGUGCACUCCAAAGAGAGAGGACACACCUGCCCAGCCUGUGCCAAGGCUUUUAGCACCCAGAAGAACCUGGCCACACAUGUUAAAGUAUGCUGCCAGAUGGGGUCAGGGUCAGGAGGCAUGCUGGGAGGAAGCGCCGGCAUGGAGAUGUAUCAGGGCGGGGGGGUUAUUGAUUCACUGUGGAGGCUCUCUCAAGAGAUGAAAGUUGAUAAUCUUAGUAUCAAUGUGGAAAACUGAGACUCGAUUCGAGAUCUGCAGGCUUGUGCGCACACGUUAAUACCCAUCAGUUAGCGGCGCGUCCUCACGUGAGUUGUGCGCUCGCUCAUGCCAAAAAAAAGCUCUGUGGUGUCAUUGCACUGAGAAAGGAAGAACUAAAAUGUCUUUUAACGUUAAUAUUUAUAGUCGAGUCUUUUUGUCUUACGAGUUGUCAAAUUUUAUGUCAUAUUAUUUUCUAAGAGGUGAUUUACUCCGAUUUGACAGCUUUCACGUCUACAAUGUGCGACUGCUAUGCAAAGCUGCUCUUGUGAAAGAACUCAAACUGUUUGUAGGUCUGUUUUUAAGAUAAUGUGUAUUCUUGUGUGUAGUCUGAGUGUGCAUUUUUGGACACUCCAACAGGUGAAUUACUUCGUCUUUGGUGCCGACAGGGUGGUGAGACAGGCAGGAGUCUUUCAUGCCUGCCCAGACCUAAACCACUUGUCUGGCUCUCUGUCGCCAUGCAGUCACCAGCCUGACUAAAACUCUUCUCUCCUUUUUAGGCAGAGAUCUUUAUCUUUGUGUCCAGCCCUGUAUUACCAAAGGCACAAAGACACUCAGAAACAGUCCCUGUCUGCCAGGCUUUAAACACGCAACCACACCCCCUGCAGGACGAUUGUAGAACUGCAGCAUGAGAGCAGAAUUAAAAACCCAUAUCUGGUCAUUUUUCCAGCAAGUUUGAGCGCAAAAUUUAUCACAAAACUUCAGCUUCUCCUACUUUUCUUUCAGUUUUAUUCAAAAAAACGUUUAUUCUUAAACCUCACCACAAUUUAAAAUCAUCUCUUCAUCCAUUUUACCUUUGUAGAUCGGUACAGAUGGAGGGGAUGCACCAAAGAGACAAAGCCAGCAAAAACAAUAGAGCAGUAGCAGCUCAGAUGGGGGUUGGGUGGUGUCAUUUUCUCCCCCCUUCCCUCUCUGUGUCCAUCUCCUCUGUCCCAGAUCUGUAAGUCUUGGAGUGGCUGGAGCUGGACAGUAAUUGGUCCUUCAUGGCUCCGGCCCUUCUUAACCCCUGACCUCUCCUGUGAAGAGGAAGUGGAGGCCAAAGGGGGGCGGAUGCGCUUUAAACUAGAUGAGCUUAGUGAUGUCACCGCUGCGGGCGGAUAAUAAUGUGGUGGGGACUGUAGGGUGGAAUAUAGGGGGGACAAGUGAGGGAUAAUAGGAGUGGAAUAAGGGAAAGAGUGAAGACAGACUACAUGGAUGGAGAGCUGGAGCAAGAAUAUUUUUGAAUCCGAUAAACUCUGGCCUCAAAAUCACUGCUAAUGCAAAUUUACACCGAUUUCUGCCUAAAAAAUCUCAUUUGAGUUUACAGCAGGCCCACCCUGCAGCUAUAAACCCAAGAUAUGCAUGAUGAAACCCAUAAAUAAAGAUUUAUCUAGUAUAACCCAUACUCUGAGACACCCACGUUUGUGUGUGUGUCUCUGCCUGUUUUGCCGUGUUAAACCCAACAUAUGGAAAUCAAAACGUCUAGGUGCUCUUGAAACGCAGAACCGGUGUCUUUUGGGAACAUUUCCCCCCCUUACUCUUCUUGUAUAAACCCAGGGAACUCCCAAAUGCCAAAUCCUUUCUGAUACGAAAUCCCAUAUCUCAGGUAGCACACUGGGUCCUGUUCAGCAGCUGAAACAAAGACUGGCAGGCUCAGAGAAGUCAGGAACUCAGAAGGAACUGAGCAAAGUCACCCAUGGAGAGAGCUUCAUCAAACACUGUACGCCCGUUUGAGGGUCAUUCUUUAGCUGUAAAUACUUCGAGAUGUAUCUAGAAUAUGUUUUUUCUCAUUGAAAACAAAUAUGUACUGUACGAGGUUAUGUACUUUUCUCAACAGAAUGAGAUUCUGCCUGUAGUUUUUAUGCUGGAAUUAAAACGUGAUGGAAUAUCCGAAAACUUCUCCGUAGUUUUCGUCUUUCUUUGUCGGCACCUGUCUUCACUAAAUGACAUUAUUCCUUUUUUUUUCUGUAUUUGCAUGUAAAACGUGAUGACGAUGCUUAAACCUGUUGCGCACUUGAUGUGUACUUGCGUGUUUUUGUGAGUGUUUAUUUAGAGCAGAAGUCACUUUGCAGAUGGAGGUAAUUAUACUGUAUCACUUUCGGCUUAUAACCCUUAAAUGUGUGUGUUUGGACCCUUUUCCUUCAUGAACACUAGACGUGCGUGUGUGUGUACGUGUGCUAUAGUGUGUGUUGUGCUGUGUCCUUAUAAAUCCAGCCCUGAUCUCUCAUGGUCACAUACUGUAUGCCCUCGCUGUUCGGUUUCCCUCACAGACACAAACAUCACGCACACACAAUCUGUUUACUUGGAUGCCCUUCACCUGGCUUAACCACCAUUUAAGUCUAGACCUUGAGAUAAUUGGCUUAACAGACCUUUACACAAGAUUGGGUCAUGGUAUUGAAAUUAUCUGUUUAUUAUUUGUAUUUUUUUUUCCCUCUGAAGCCGCCCUCUUUGUGUGUGUGAUUUUAUUUCCCAACCCUCUGCCUCCUUGUCAUCGUCUGUGUUUGUCUCUCCGUCUGUGUUUUUGCCGUCCAUAGCAGAGACCUUCUAGAGUAAACCAAGGCAGACUGAGUGUUGUGUCGUGUUUAUAGUAUCUCUUUGCCUUUAUUGCUUUAGCAUGGAGGAAGAGCUGUUGCCAGGGCAACUGUAGCUUUGAAUGGGAUUGGGGUGGCCAUGGGAAUUGAUGGUACAUUUCUAGACCAUGCUGCUAAUUAAAUGUAAUAACUGAAAAGUGACGUCUCGGUUUAUUUAAACCAGACUCGUUCCACACUAAUCAUUUUUUCUCCCCCUCCUCUCCGUCUCUACAGUGAAUGACUUUACGGUGAUCCGGAAAAAGUUCAAGUGCCCCUACUGCAGUUUCUCUGCUAUGCACCAGUGCAUCUUAAAGAGGCAUAUGCGCUCCCACACCGGCGAGAGGCCCUACCCCUGUGAAAUCUGUGGCAAGAAGUUCACCAGGAGGGAGCACAUGAAGAGGCACACACUGGUGAGUACAGAACAGUCACCAGCAGGAGGCAGUAAGCAACACUGAGAGUGUUUAGAUCAGCGGUUCUCAAGUCCAGUCCUUGAGGCCCACUGUCCUGCUCCAACACACCUGAUUCAAAUGAUCAGCUCGUUACAGAGCUUGAUAACGAGCUGAUCAUUUGAAUCAGGUGUGUUGGAGCAGGGAACAUCCAAAACAUGCAGGACAGUGGGCCUCGAGGACUGGACUUGAGAACCACUGGUUUAGAUAAUAAAAGUAGCCACUACGUUACCCAGCGGUUUGUUGAACUGCCUCAAAUUUAGUUUGUUUGGCACCGGACUGUAGACUUCUUUACAGCCGCCCUGAAGGUUAUCAAACACAAAAAUGUUUCUUGAAACUUUUCAUAAAACUUUUUGGCAAUGCUCUAUAAUAUAUCAAGAUCCUGAAUUUAAGUAUUCACAAAUAGUUUAAAAGUUUUGUUCCACUAAUAAGUGUUUAAAAAUGUUAUUUAAUGCAUUAUUCACACACGUAUUAUUGCUUAGGGUUAGGGUUAAACUUCUGAUUAGAAUGGAUGUUUAUUAACAUUAACCAGACUUUAUAUGGGUAAAUUUAAGAUGAAUUGACAUUCAUUAAAAAUUUUAACCACACUUGCAAGAACUCUUGACCAAUAACAAUGAAAACGACAUCAUAAAAGGUUUAAUUAGUUAUUUAACUUACCAAAUAUAACUGUAUUAUCCUUUGUUGAAAUCAUAACUAACAUUUUCACUCAUAAGCUCCCUGCAGGGAAUUCACUGAAUCUUAACAAUAAUUAAAACAAUUUAAUUUAAAUUUUGAUUUAAAUUUAAUUUUGUUUUAUAUGAGUAAGACUAUAAACAGUUAAGAUGAAGGAUCAAUGUAAAAAUCCUUUAUAAUGCACUUUUUAACAUCUAACACUCCUUUACACCUAUACUAACACUUAUUAAUAAUUAUAAGCCUCUUAAGGGUUUAUACCUCUCUUAUAAGCCUCACAAGGUCUCACAAGUUGCUAAGUUACUAAUAAUUAAUGCUUGUUACAUGGACCUUUAUGUAAGGUAUUAUUAAAUUAUUAUCCAAGACGUAAAGACAUGUCAUGGAACUUAAAACAAUUCACCAAUCACAACUUUUCACAACUUUUCACUAAAUCUAGAGGUCUCACACAAAAGGUGUAAGGCUAAGCAACCUGGAGUGGCUGAUAUUGACACUAAAACACAGUAAAAACACAAACAAACAAACACAAUAAAACAGUUUCAGUGACUGAAUCAGCUGCUUGAAUGUGUAACAUGUGUGUGACCAGGUUGUCCUUAGCACCAAUCUUGCUAUUAAGAGUUAAGAGCCAUUUUUUAAUUGGGUUUUGACCAAUCAGAAUUAAUAAGAAUCAAGAAAAUAAUGCAACCAGAUGACAAGUGCUGACAAACACCAAAACAGUAAUUUUGUACCAGGCUGUUGAGUGUUCACUGCAAUCGUGAAACUUGGGUUUGACUCUUUUUCUGGGUCUGCCUCCAGUGGUCACCUGAGGAACUGCAGUGUUUGGUACUCUAUUUCUGACCUCUAGGGGUUGCCUCUUGCAGUGAUCCACAGAGUAGAUGUGGGCUAAAACUGUGUUUUCUGUCCCACAGGUCCACAGCAAAGACAAGAAGUAUGUAUGUAAAGUCUGCAGCCGUGUCUUCAUGUCGGCAGCCAGUGUGGGGAUCAAACACGGCUCUCGGCGACACGGCGUCUGUGCCGACUGCUCCGGCCGGGGCAUGGCCGCCCUGCUGGACCACAACGGGGAAGUGGGAGGAGACAUCUCCCCGGAGGAGGAGCUGUAUCCCGGUGACCGUUUCCAUGAUGACCAGGCGGAGUGCGACGGUGAUGGCGAAGGAGAGGAGGAGAUGAUGGUGGAAGGGGACGGGGAGAUGAUAGGAGAGGGCGAGGAAGAGGGAGGAGGAGGAGGAGGUGGUGGAGGUGGAGGAGGGGGAAAGUGGAAGGACUCAGGGAUAGGGGCUGAGGCGCACAGAGCACUGGACAAUGAGAAAGAGGAGAGCGACUCUUCGGCACAGGAAGGGGAGCAGCAGAACGGGAGCGAGAGGGACUUCGCCUGGAUCUCCUAGAAUCUUCUGGGCUCCCGUUAGCGGCUCCUUUGACCAAUCUCUGAAGAUCUUUCACGAUCUUUCGGGCAGAAACAUCUGCUCUCUUUACCCACUCGUCCCAGCGUGGGCAGGCCUUCCUUUGAACGGAAACGCCGUGGGGUGAUGCGCGACAAUGAUCUCAAACAUACACACGCACACAGACACACACACACACACACUUAGGCCAUUCUCAACACUGACUGCCAUAGUUGAAGAAGAAAUGGUGAAGAGAUGGCUCGAGUGCAAGGCUUUUUCCGCUUACCUCCUUUACUUCUGAUGCAGUGUUUUGUGUUUCUUUUUCUCGAGGGUUCAGGCCAGAGUCCAGUAGUUUUCUACUCUGUCACAACAGGAAUCAACGAGGACGCUGCCAAGGACGUUGAGACUGCAACUUUGUAUGUCUGCCAUCACAAUCACCAUGGAAACCAAGGAUCACUGACAGUGUGGGGAAAUAGCCAGAAAGGGAAGGGAAGGCUGAAAAAAAAAGAGUCUCUCUGUGAGUAAAGAGGGGAAUCUAAAAUCUAUUGCAAUGCUUCGUGUGUCAGAGGAGCAGGCGGCCCAACGGCACAUUGUUGAUGCAGAGUCCUACUGCCACAGACUUGCACUUUAACGACAACUGACUCGUAUCAAAGCCCUGAACCCGUGGUUUACAUUUUUGAUCUGACCUUUGCUUACCUAAAACAACUCGGUGACCGCACCUACCUUUAAGGAUAUACCAUAUGUCCUCUUGACUGUUAUCACGAUAUAGAAAUCACUGAAUCUUUGUGCAGAUUGCUGUUUAUAGAGCCUAUGCCUUUCAGUGGGGUCCUUAAUCUUUUCUUCGCUUAAGUUUACCACACGGUUUCUCUUAAUCCAUUCCAACAAGAGGGAACUAAUGUACAUACAGUUUUUGGGACUUUUGGGAGAAAGGUGUGUGAGACAGAGAGAGAUGGAAAGAGACUUUUACAGUGUAUGAAUCUCUUGGACUCCAACUUCUGCGUCCAUGUUUGGGAAGUCAACACAAGCACACAUUUAAUCCACAUAAACGUACACUUUCGAACUCUUUCCGUCUCUCUCAGCUCAGUCUCUGGUGCAGUUUCUUGUGAUGAUCGGACCUAAGGAGGAUCAGCCUUUGUUUUAUAAAAAAACGGUUUCCUUUUUUUUUCUGUUUUCUUUUCUUCUCGGUCAGUCAUGUUAUUCCAGUUUGAUCAGUACAGAAUAUGCAGACUAUUUCUACGGUUUUAUCUUUCUUUGGUGGUAUAUUUUCUCUCUGGCUUUGUAAGGUUAAAAGAAGAGGAUCAAAAAUUGUGCUUGAACUUCGUAGAGUAUUUGUUUUGUUUUAACAGCUAUUUAUUAUAUAAAAAAAAAAACAAGUGUGUGAUGCCUAAUUUUUUUUUAGGAGUCAUUCCUUCUUUCAUGUUUGUGUGCGCAUGUGUGUGUGUGUAGGUUUGUGUGGACGGGCUGGAUGUUUGUGUGCAAGAAUGUCUGAGCGUGCAGUGUCCAAAAAAGUCUAUAUUGAUUUCUUCAGAUUAUUUCCUUGUUUUGGCGAUGUUAUUGACAAUUCAAGUGAGGCAGAUGACGUCUUAUUAUGAGUAUCAGAACUAUGAUUAUUGUUGUUGAUGUUCCUAUUAUUAUUAUUAAUUAUUAAGUGCUGGAUGCUAAGCUUUAUUGUGUGUUCUUUUUUGAUAUUUCAUAUCUUGUAUAAGAAAAAAAAGCUUUUAUACUUUGCCUUGUUGUGGACAGCAAGCCAUGGGGCUUUUAUCAAACCUUUUAUUGUGCCAGUUUACGCUUUCUCUGUUGUAUUUGCUUUUUCUUUUUUCUUUUUAUGAAGGGGAAUCUUCACUGUCAAACCUCUCUGUUAAAUAUUGAUUGAAACAUAUAUUCCGCACACGCUUUUUUUGCAUCACUAAUGUACACUAAUUGAUGAAUAUGGAACCAAAAACAAUCUAGUACCUUGUAUACAUGAAGUGCUUUUGUUUCACAGUCUUUGUGUGCAGGUGGUUUUUUGGAUUUAUUGCUGUGGUUAACCAGUUUUUUCUCGUUGGGUUGUUUUUACUUUUUUGAACCUGUCACUAUUUGUCACAGUUAUAAAAAAAAAAAAAGUGCACAUGUUACGGUGUUGUGAAUAUGAAGGGCUGUGUGAAAGGACCGGCUACAUUUAGAGGACAGCUUCUUUAAUUUGUUAUCCCUCCUUUCUUACUGUGUCACACCUCGCAUGAAAUACAAUCAAGCAGAAAUUCAGCAUGCAGAUGAAACUGAAACUCUUGUGUGUUGAGUCUACAUGCUGUGUUUCUAGCUGCCGGUGCUUUACUGGCUUGACUCUCGAUUAUUUCCACAGUGGGAAAGUGAGCACUGCAGCAGUUAACUCUGGGAAACAAUUUGUUGCAAGUGCUGGUUGCACACAUCAGCUGCCAUGGACUGCACUUCCCAUUAUCCCCCCAGAAGCUCUCAGUACAAUCUGAUUCUUUCAUGUCUGGCGAAUGUCUUUACUUUAUUUGUAUUAUUUAUUCUGCUUCUGUUUGACCCCUCGAAUCAAAUAGUUGUGAUUUUAGGUUUUAAAGAAAAAAGAAGAAAGACAAUGGAGUAGGAUUUUUUAAUGAAUGUCAAUGGUGGGUGUGGAAGGAGCCCAUGAUCGGUGACAAAUCUCUGUCCUGUGGUGCUGUUUGAGACCACUGAGAGACAUGUGGAUGAAUGUGACUCCCUGGCCCUGCGCUCUUCUCACAACCUGUACUGUACGUCUUCUUCCUCAUAACCGGGUUGUAACUUCAGGAAAAAAAAUGUCCGCCAUCAACCCCUCAAUAUGUGCCUCAAUGACAUUUCACCUUGUGUGCUUGUGAGUGUUUUCCGAGCGAUGUGCGUCUGUGUUUAGACGGAUAGAGAUUUUACUAAAAAUAAAAAAGAAGAAAAAUGAAAAAAAAAGCGACUGAUCAGAUUAGAGGUGCAAAAAGUUUUUUUUGAGGAUAAAACUUCAAAAAGACAAAUCAUGAUGGGCGACUCGAUUCUCCUUCCCACGGUGUGUUUAAUAACCUUUUGUGCCCUGAUUCUGUGGUCUUAACUGCAUGCCUGUGCUCAUUUUGUCAUACCAAAGCGACGUCUUCGGCAUCUGCACUCAACUGUCUCAUUCCACACGAUGCAAAACUGGAACUGUUUUCUCUCUUUGCAGAUGAAUAUGGGUAUUCUUAGACGUGUACAAAUUGCAAUCCUCAUUUAGCCUGUAUAGCUUGAUUCACACGUGCAAAUCAUGAAGCCAUAGAUAUGGGUAUAUCUAUAUUAUACUAUAUUUCAAAAUUGGCGCUUUUUACUUUAGAUUUUGUUCUUCUACUAAGAGUGAUGUGUGCAUACCUUCAUAUAUAUGAAUUUAUAUUACUAUUAUAUAUUAUUUAUUUCUCUCUCAAGUUUCAGAGGGGCUUUGAUUUGUAAAAGGUCGCACUUGAAGCUUGAGCUUUGUUUAUUUUCAUUGGGAAUAUUGCUCAAUAUGAUACUGACUUUAUAUUGAUGAUUAUCAUGAACCUGUGUUUGUAACAAAAAUGUGUUAAAUAAUCCAAAAAAAAAAAAAAAAAAAAAAAACUGUCCUGUUUUUACACCUGUUUUGUUUCAGGCAGAUUUAAGUGCUCUUGUGCAGUUUUUUUUUUCUUUCUUUUUUUUUUUUUUUCUUUUUUUUGUCAAACAUUUUUACAGCCAACCAUGAGCCUCCUGUUUUUGAUGUUGGGGUAGGCCCGGCGGCCGCGCAAGCCUCUUUCUAACUACAUGUUUAGUGGAAGAAUUAGCUUGACUAUUAUUUGCAAAAACCAAUCAGUCUCAAUAAAUUUUGAAAUUGCUGCUGUAAAGAAGUGACCAA
Xyrichtys novacula (pearly razorfish) is the source of this 72719-nucleotide messenger RNA. NCBI's taxonomy places the organism in Eukaryota, Metazoa, Chordata, Actinopteri, Labriformes, Labridae. The record is from the annotation of a GenBank genome assembly.